Messenger RNA from Podarcis lilfordi (Lilford's wall lizard), 61800 nucleotides. NCBI's taxonomy places the organism in Eukaryota, Metazoa, Chordata, Lepidosauria, Squamata, Lacertidae. The record is from the annotation of a GenBank genome assembly.
GGGGGCGGCGCCUCAGGAGGAGCAGGGGAGACGCGGCCGCCAUCUUGUGCGUGCAGCGACAGCCAGUCAGCCGAGCCAGGCGGGCUGAACGGCCCCCGCGCCUUGGCGAGCUCUCCGGAUUCCUCCCCCUCCCCGCCUCCCGCUUCGCUCCCGGGGCUGUGACGGAGAAGCGGAGGCCGCCUCCGACGCCUUUUUUGUUGUUUUUAUUUUUCCUUUCCCCUCACCGCCCCCCUCCCGCGGGGGGGUUUACGUUGCUGCGCUGGGGGAGGAUGAACGGAGGAUAAAUGGUGCCCAAGGCAGACAGCGGCACCUUCCUCCUCCUCUUCCUCCUGGUACUUAGCAUCACCGAGCCGUUGCGGCCAGGUACGGGGGCCGGGAAGGGACAUGUGGGGAAGCGGGGGGCUCGGGGAGGGGGCUUGAAGGGGGGAAGCGCGCGCGCACACGCAAGGGUUAAAGGGGUGGUGGGCCCCAUUUGCAGGUGGGGGGGCUCUAGGAUGAGCCCUUAGGGAGAGACUUCAGGCCCCCUUGCGCAGGAGUUUGGAUGUUGCUGAGGAUCCCCCUGGUGGUUUCCCUAUCUGCACCUAUGCAUUUUAUAAAUAAGGGGAGGGGUCCCACUUGUAGGUGGGGCGGAUCUGGGAUGGGGCCUUAAGGGGAGAUUUCAAGCUCCCUUGCGCAGGAGUUUGGAUGUUGCUAACGAUCCCCCAGGUGGCUUCCCUAUCUGCACCUAUGCAUUUUAUAAAUAAGGGGAGGGGUCCCACUUGUAGGUGGGGCGGAUCUGAGAUGGGACCUUAAGGGGAGAUUUCAAGCUCCCUUGCGCAGGAGUUUGGAUGUUGCUAACGAUCCCCCAGGUGGCUUCCCUAUCUACACCAUUGCAUUUUAUAAAUAAGGGGAGGGGUCCCACUUGCAGGUGGGGGUGCUCUGGGAUGACACUUUAGGAAGAGAUUUCAAGCCCCCUUGCACCGGAGUUUGGGGGUUGCCAAGGAGCCCCCAGGUGGUUUUCCUACCAACACCAGCACAUUUUAUAAAUCUACAAGAGAGGUGGGGAUUUAGGAUACUGGGAUAAGGAGGGUGUCUUGAGGGUUUGGCUUUUUAAAUGGGAGAUGGAGGUGGGGAGAGAUCUCUGCCAAAGGGUGGGGGGCUGUGGCCCCACCUUCAGUUGGGAGGUGGUGGCUCUGGCCUGCAACCUCAAGGCCUUCCACCUUCUUGCACUGGAGUUUGGGAGCUCAAAAAGAAACACCUCUUCCCAGGUGGUUUCCCUAUAUAGCACCUGUGUGGUUUUAUAAGUAAGGGGAUGUUUAGGGUGUGGGUUGUUUUUGGGGAUCUGUCUGUGCAAUGGGAGACUGAGUUCUGAGGUCUUGUGUUAGUGGAGAGGGGGAUGGGAUUCCCCCUCCUUCAUUGGAGUGGUGACAGUAGGGAACCCCUGGUGGUUCUCCAAGAAUGUAUCUGGGGUUAUAGAGUAUCUCAUAGGCCUUUGCAGUCAAUAAUUGAGAUCGGAGAGGAUAAGGGGCAGUAGGAUCUGGAGAUGCGUUACUACCUAGAAUGAGGUGUGUGCACAUUUGUAUGUAUAAGUCGGUUGUAAGAUAUGAAAUUCAGAUCUAGUCAGGAAUUGUGAAGCACCGAGAUCAGGAAGGGGUCCAAAAAUGUCAGAGGGGGCUUAGUAUAUGGCACCAAGAAAUGAUGGGGUUGGGAGAACUUGAUGACUCUUGUGGUUUACACUGGCAUUAAAAUCAAAACAAAAAACAAGCAGGUUGGGAAGAGAGAAAUGAUGGCACAGGCUAAAGUAAAAAGAGGAAGAGGAAAAUAGUCACCUGUAUGGAAGGAAAUGAAAAUUAAUGGAGUUUCAGGGACUUGGGAAAGAAAUGGGUGAAAUGAUGUGAGAAAACCUCUGAGCCUAUGCAUUUGAAGCAUAUGUGCGAGAUGGGGAAAGAAAAAAUGGUUUCCCAGUGGGAUGUUGUAGUGCUGAUUGAUAGGACAAAAUAAUCCUGUCCUAGUUGCAGUGUCAUUUUCUUAUUAAGCCCUGCUGAACAGAAGGUGAUCUCCACUUUGGAAACUUCUAUUGGACCUGGCUGAUGGGGGUGGCAGUAUCUAGGACCCCUUUCAGUUCUUCACCUGUUGUGGGGCUGAGGGAAAAGCAGAAUGCUUUCCACAGAUUUUCCCUUUCAGUACUUGUUCCCCCCAAGAUUUGUCUGCAGUUUGCAAUGCAAGCCGAAAUCUAGAAGUGUAGUUCUGCAGGUAAGUCAGGAGGAGGAUAUAGAACUCUGGCCAUACUUGGAGUAGACCCAUUGAAAUUAGCAGGCUGAAGUUCAUUAAUUUCAAUGGGUCUACUCUAAAGAAGAAUAUUGGAUAAUCACCCUUGGGUAGGAAAAAGGCCUGCUUUGUCUACCUGUCACUGUAUACAGAAGCUGCUUGGCAAAGGAAUAAUGGUGAGCGCAUUGAGAACAGAGGGCUUUGUCUUGUGGUGGAGUUUUAAUUGACUGAUGGGACCUUUUCCCGUUGUUCUGUUUCAUUUUUCUGUAGUGCAAUUUGGCAUUCUACAUAGCUCUCAGAAAAUGUGGCUGUUAAGUCCCCCCAUCCCCCCCGUCCAAAAAAUUUGCGCCUAGCUGUGGAGGAAAUUAUAAUGUAUGGAUGAAAUUAAUGGUGCGCCUUUGCUUCUUGCUAAGUUACAUUUAUUUGGAAGGAAUCCUUAUCAGGAAACAAUCUGCAGAGGAUAUGAUUUAGCAUUUUCAAAGUAAUAUGACUAGAGUUACGUAAGUCGUCAUUGUAUGUGUGUGGUCGGGAGGAACUCCAGAUUAUAUGGUCUUUUCAGAACUUGAACUUUUUUUAAAGUUAAUCUUCAUGAAAUGGUUUUGCCAUGUUAUAUAAUCUCAUUGCAUGCAGAAUUUAACUGGGGUUUUCUGCUUUUGCUCUUAUAAAUAAGAAUAUUGCUGAGAACCUGAAUGAUGAUCUCAUAGAGCCUAGUAGUGGUUUGUUUGCUUAAACUGCUGAUGCACUCUAGCAUGGAGCAUAACAUUUAAGAUUUAAUCACAACAUUAAUAACCUUUAGAACAUGCACCAGUCUUUAGGUGGUUUGCUUUGGAAGAGGCUUGUUGCCGCAAUAUUAUCAAGUUCUUCAUAGUGUGUUCUUUGCCCUCUUUUUGUUUUUAAAUAAGUUUAAAAUUUGGCUGUAAAAUACACUGAGCUGACAAGUGGAGCUUUUGUUGCUUGGAGCAAUAGUUUCGUAAAAUUGUCUCCUACAUCUUUUCUAUCCUACAACUUGGGAUUAUAUCUGCAUGUGGAAAGUGGAACUUUGAACUAGCAAAACUGCACGUAUAUGAGGGAGAACCAUUCUUGCUGCUGAAGAGGCAAGCUGGUUUUUAAAUAGGCAGUUGGUUUGCCUCUUCAGCGGUAGGAGAGGUGAAAAUUCUAAAGCAACUUUUGCCUGCUCCCAGGGGUUUAUCCAUGUGCACCAUAUAUCUUUGUUAGAUCAUGGCCUGGGUCCUUAAUUAGUAUGUGUGAGUGAUUUUAAUGGUGAUAAAAUCGUUAUUUAAAUAUAACUAGUGAAAUGAAAUAUGUAGGUCUGAAUUAAUGAAGUCUGUUGCCUUUUAAGCAUGGUAAUACCUAAAGGAAGCAGGAGCAAAAGCAAAGACUUCUUUCAUGCGUUUUCUGUAAUUUAUUAUUUUCUCUGCUGCUUUGGUGCUUCCUAAUAAACAGAUUCUGUUAUAAGUGGUUCUCUCUUCCCCGGCCCCCCUUUAAAGUACUUGUUAACAGCUUGGGUAGCUGUACAAAUUGAGACCUUUUCCUCUGAUCUGAGGAUCUUGUGCUUUCAUGAGCAUGUUCCUGCAAAUUGUUCUUGGUGUUUUAUUGUAGAUACUGCAUCAGCUUUAUUGUAUAACCAUAUCACAGAGACCUAGGGCUUUUAAAUUUCCGAAGGAAUUUCUUUUUACAUUGCUUGGUCAGUGGUAUGUUAACUUGGUGGCUUCUUGUUUCCUAUUAAAAUAAAGAGUGCCACCUUUUUUUGUUACUGGUGAAUGCUCAUAGUUUUUUUAGUUUGCCAUUUUAAGUGAAGGCUAAGGUCCUCCAUAUGAUGAAGUUGAGGGGUUGGUAUGUGUUCUCUGUAUGGUUCUGUUGAAAGCAGGGAAGGGGAACCUAUUGUCCUUCAGAUGCUGUCCAUUGGCUAUGCUACAUAGGGCUGCUGGAGUCCAGUGAUGAAAUCUAGAGGACCAUGCAUUCCCUUUCCCUAAUUUAAAGCCUUUAGUUCCACAGCACGGCAAAAAUACUGCAUCUGGCCACUGUAUAAAAUGGGUUGUGUUGCUCUGCUGUCACAUUGAAGCAGGACUCCUGUAGUAUUGCCACAUCAUGCUGUUCAAAAACAAAUUGUCCAGCCUCUUCAAAACUUGAUUGUUACCCAGUUGUUGAUUUGCAAGUAACUUGUUUAUGAAUGACUUCAGUGUUCCAUUUUGCAGAAUCAAGAGCACCGACAUGCUCUUUCAGGUAUCACUGUAGUAUAAUAAUUGAGCUUUCCCUACUGGGUUACACUGUCGCCCAUUUUUUCACUCGUUGGUGGCCCUUGCUUAAGUCAGGCUCCAAGCAAAUCACACUAGUGCAAGCCUCCCUUUUCAUUGUGCUCCACACCAAGGUUUGCAGUUAUUCUAGGUUUUUUUUGUUUUGUUCUGUGCCACAAGGUGUGCUGGCCUCCCUUGUGUGUGCUUUGGAAGUUUUUGGUUUUCAGCAUAGCUGAUUCAACCACACUGAGUCAGCCCAUUAAUUCUUCUAGCCCAGAACUCUUGACUAGCAGUGGCUCAACAAGGACUGGGGUGCAGAGGCCCCAUUCUGUUGCCUAACACCACAGAAUUACUCUAGUCCUUGUGGUGGGUGGUUCUGUCUUCCAUGCUCCACUUUCUUAUCUGUCGCCAGCUGAUAGCUCACAUCCUUUUUUCCUUGAAACCAUGUGCACCUUUUAGGAUGCUGCUUCCCAGAGAGCAAAGUGAGAUGAGGACAGGAGUGCCUUCCAUGGAGUGCCUUCCAUACAGGAACUAACUAUUAACAAGGGAGUGAAGGGUAGGGUAAUCAUAAUUAACAUGCCGUCUUGAGCAAGUAUGGCAGCACUUUGUGGGAUCUCACCCUGAGCCCCAGAACAAUGAUGUUGCGGGUGUACAUCAGCAUGUUUCUCCCGGGAAUGCCAUGGCAAUGUUUAAAUUUCCAUAAGCAUGGCCAAGGGCCAGUGGCAAAACCUUGAAUUUGCAUGCAGAAGGUCCCAAGUUCAAACCACAGUGGCAUCGCCAGAUAGUGUUGGGAGAGAACUCUGCCUGAAACCCCUGAAGUGCUGCUGCCAGCCAGUGUAGACAAUACUGAACGUGACAUACCUGUGGUUUGAUUCAGUCUAAGGCAUAUAUAGGCCUGAGCUUCAGUACCUUGAAAUUAAGUUUUACUCCUCCUUUGCCUGCAUACACCCCCAAAACCUGCUAUUUCACAUCCACCCCUUUACUAGUAGUUCCUUUCAAGAGGACAUUUUCUCCCCGCAUCGGAAAAAAACCAAAUCUCUCCCUGCUUGCCUGCUUAAAUUGUCCCUUUUCAUUCCAUCCAGAAUUUUAUUCCUGAGCUGAGCCCUGAUAUGUAUUUACAGCCCCAGGUACAGAAUGUACCCUCUUCUUUCCCUUCAUCAAAAAAUGUCCAUUCCAGGUCCCACCCCCCCCGCUUUUUAUUUGCUAAACACAGAUGCAGCCAAGUUCCUCUCAAAAACACAGGCUUUUGAGGAAGAGCAGGAGCUGCUUGGUAAGAACUUUGGUUUCCUGUUCUGUUGCUCAGUGGCUGGGAGAAGGAAGCCAGCAGCUACUCUUUGCCUGUGUUGCAGGUCAUGGUAUGUGAAGAACCUUGACUUAGCAAACCAUACUGUGCAUGGCCCACAUGCCAGUGUUUCUGCUUUGCUUCUCCCUUGGCUCGAGUGAGUAAAAAACAAACCAAGAAGAUGAUAGCUUAGCGUUAUGGCUUAAGCCCAGGAUCGUGGCUUUUUUUACCUUGACAAACCAGGAUUUUUAAGCCAACAACAAACAAUUCUUUAAAGCUGGCUAGCCAUCCUGUUUUAUGGGCAUAACAUGAAGUUACCUCCUUCCUGGUUUGUUUACCAGCGCAUCACAGGUAGGGGCUUCAUGCAGGCAGUGUUCGAAAUUCACAUUAUUCUAGGCGUAUUUUGCGAUGGAAUUUCAUUAGCGCGAGCAGUUUCUGAGCUCUGGGCAUAGUACUGCGCCUAAGUUUUUCAGAUUAAAACUGCAGAGUGGAAAGAAAGGAGAAUCUUUUUCUGGCCCCCCCCCCCACUUCCAGCUACUCUAUGAAGACUGGAGAAGGGACCCUCUUCAGAAUAUUAGGGGGGUGGGCAGGAGAAGGACUAGACUAUGUGAAAAUAUUUUAGCUGCAGUUCAUUUCAGCUCUUGAUUCUUGUUAUAAAAAAGUGUGCCUAGGCAUUCUGUUGUUGCUCCCAUAACUUAGGUUUAAGGUGCCAUUGAGCUGCUAGCUUUCAUAUCUCAGUUUCUAACACCGUGUGCAUGGUAUAGUAUAGUUUAAGCCAAGAUUCUCGACUUUGCAUUACAAUCAUACUUCUUGUUUCUUUUGCUUCAGGUUUAAGUCUUUUCAGGUUGCGUCCUGCGGCGACCUGGAAGUACCGGAAAGGGUUACUUCUGGGUUUUGCCAUUCAUGCAUGCGCAGACGCGCAAAAUGAUGUCAUGCGCAGAAGCGGCGAAUCGUGACCGGCGUGUGCGCAGAUGCAGGUUGCGUUCCUUUCAGGUUGCGAACGGGGCUCUGGAACGGAUCCCAUUCGCAACCAGAGGUACCACUGUACUUACAAAUGUGGAAUUUACCUGUGAGCCAAGGAAGGCAAGCAGAUCUGCUGAGGUGUGGAGGUGAGAAGCAAUAAGAGAUCACUAGAAGGUGAUUUAAAAAUAGUGAACAGGCAGUGUUAGAAACAGAGAUAUGAUAGCUAGGAGCUAGAUGGCACCUUAAACCUAGGUUAUGGGUGCAACAAUGGAAUGUUUAGGCCUCCUUUUUUAUAAGAAUACAAAGCUGAAAAUGAAUGAACCUCAGCUAAAAUAUUAUGUUCAUUUUUCACAUGGUCUAGUCCUUCCCCUGCCCACCCCCCUAAUAUUCUUAAGAGGGUCUCUUCUCCAGUCUUCAGAGAGCAGCUGGAAGUGGAGAUGCAGAAGACCCUUUCCUUCCACUAUGCAGUUUUAAUCUGAAAUCUUAGGCGCAGUACUGAGCCCAGAUCUCAGAAACUGCUUGCGCUAAUGAAAUUCCCUGUUGCAAUAUGCGCCUGGAACAAUGGGAGUUUCGAACACUGUGACCAGGGGCACUUUCUCUCACACUGCCCUCUUUUGUGCUCAUAUAUUUGACGACAGUAGGGAGGUGAGAAAUUGGGAAGUGAAUGAGAGAGGGAGACCCGGGUGAGAGCUGGGAGAUAAGGCUACCACAAUGUUUGCAAGUUAAUUGUGGUGAGCUUCUGGGAAUAGCAACCCCGUUCCCAAUUUUGUGUGCUGCCAUUUUAUUUCUUUAUUGGAGAUUAUUCUCUCCCCCGUUCAGUUUUGAGCUGUUUUAUUGUGUUGGCUUAUUUGUACCAUUUUCGUAUGGAUUUAUUUUCUGUACCUACUGACAUGAUUGUUUCUAAUUUUUCUUAAUAUACAUUUUAAUUGUUACAGUUAUUAUGGUUCAUUUGGUAUGUUGCGAGCCACUUUGUGCACCAUUGUUGGAAAGUGGCAUACUAAUAAACAGACAAUGAUGAGGAUAAUAGCAGGUGGGUGCCCCAUCUCCCACCUUUCUCUGUUCUUUCUUCUUAGCUCAUGCGCUGUGUGCAAGUUGAGACUUCACUGCCACAAACCUAAGUUUUAAAAUACUGACCUUCUGCCCAGCUAGUUGAGCUUUGCUGAGCUCUUCCCAGUGACUGACUCUCGAUUUCAGCGACCUACAGCUUGGAGCUUGCCAGCCCUAAGGGAUAGAUCAAGACUGUUUGUCUUGCUCCUAGUACUUCCUUCAGGAAGUGCCUUUGAGAUAACAUUUAAAACUAUAUAAUUAGAGAAGCAGGAGUACUUCCCUCGCAUGGUGUAAUGAGGCCGAAGAUGCAGGAAAGUGCUACAAAGGUGCUUAGAAGUAAGCUGUAUUCCAAAAUAUUUGGAAAACCAAGGGGCAAUUACUGAAGGCCAUGUAAUUAGAACACUUCCUCCCCUUAAAUUCAGAUUUCUUUUGGGAUUUUCUAGAGAGAAUAAUUUUUCUAGCGUGAAGAAUUUUUUUUAAUUAAAGGACAAUAUUAAGGUUUCUGUCUUGCUUUAUGUUCCCAUUAUGGCUACUAUGUAGGGCGUAAUACUGUUCUCAAAUCUUUCUGAAUGUUGUAAUCGCUGUGCAGCAUGAGGCUUAGGCCUGAACUUGUAUCCUGUGACACUGUUUCUGCCAGUCAAGUAAUCCCUUUUAGCUUUUCAGUAAAUCUGUGCUAGUCUCGUUCCCAUAUUACUAUAUGCUUAUAUUUACUCCCCCUGGGAUUGGUGCCCUUCUUAUUCUCCCCUGUCAUGCAAAGGGACCAGAUCUACAGAACAGACUCACGUGCGUGGGUCUCCAUUUGACUUGAUGGCUACGAACGCGGGAUCCCCACAUUCAGCAGCUACCGUUUAGUUGUAGGAGUUCCUCUUAUACAAAUGGAGCUGCGUGCACAUCGCUCAUGCUUUGGAACUGGCAGUGCUGACAGUACUGCUUGCUUGCUUUGGAUAUGCAGACUUAAUCCAGGUUCCCUUUUCUCCUUAUCCCUGUAGGAAGAUGCCUUUUAUUGAGGCAAGCCAUUGUCUAGCUCAGCAUUGCCUACAUGGACUGGCACUAGUGGUUCAGAAUCUCCCUGCAACACCCCCCCCCCAAACUACUAAUCACAAUGGCUACCCUCUGUGCUUGAAAUUUGCCAUGCAAAUUUUGCACCUGGCUAUCAGCCACUUGGGACGUGGGUGGCGCUGUGAUCUAAACCACAGAGCCUAGGGCUUGCUGAUCAGAAGGUCGGCGGUUUGAAUCCCCGCGACGGGAUGAGCUCCUGUUGCUCAAUCCCUGCUCCUGCCAACCUAGCAGUUCGAAAGCACGUCACAGUGCAAGUAGAUUAAUAGGUACCGCUCCAGCAGGAAGAUAAACGGCGUUUCUGUGCGCUGCUCUGGUUCGCCAGAAGUGGCUUAGUCAUGCUGGCCACAUGACCCGGAAGCUGUACACCGGCUCCCUCGGCCAAUAAAGCGAGAUGAGUGCCGCAGCCCCGGAGUCGGCUGUGACUGGGCCUAAUGGUCAGGGGUCCCUAUACCAGCCACUUGCGACCAAGUGAAGAUGCCCAGGCACCAGGAUGGUGCCUGAUGUCUCUAUCAUCUGGAGGUGCAUGCCUGCAGAUCCUUGGAACUUGUUUUUUUCCACACAUUUGCAACACAUCCUGUGGAAUUCUAUCCAUUAUAUCUACACAAUCAGAACGAAUUUCAGGAACCAAAUACAGUGGUACCUCGGGUUACAUACGCUUCAGGUUACAGACUCCACUAACUCAGAAAUACUGCUUCAGGUUAAGAACUUUGCUUCAGGAUGAGAACAGAAAUUGUGCUCCGGCAGCGCAGCAGCUGCAGGAGGCCCCAUUAGCUAAAGUGAUACUUCAGGUUAAGAACAGUUUCAGGUUAAGUACGGACCUCUGGAACGAAUUAAGUACUUAACCUGAGGUACCACUGUAAUUGUAUUGAUAAAUAUUACUUUUGAGUGGUCUGGCCCCCAAAUGGCAACUAGACAUCCUGUUCUGACCGUAACCCUAGUUUAAAGAACUAUUUGGUGCCCAGCUUGUAUAUCUAAGUUUCUAACACUGGUUGCCCUCUGCCUCCAUGGUCAGAGGCAGUAAUGCUCCUGAAUACCAGUUGCUGGAAAUGGCAGGAGGAGAGUGUUCUUGUGUUUGCAGGUUUCCCACAGCCAUCUGGUUAGUUAUUGUGAGAACAGGAUGCUGGACUAGAUGGGCCAUUGGCCUGAUCUGGCAGCCUCCUCUCAGGUUCUUAUGAGAUGCCAGGGCGUGCACCUGUGACCUUAUACACAAAAAGCAUGUGCUCCACCACUGAAUCUACAGCCCUUCCCCUAAGUCAGGUGAUGGAUGCUAUAAAAACCAAUAUUACUAGCUGUAUGUUUGUCUAGUGUUUGCAUGUCUAGGCUUGCAUGUACACCUUGCUCCUGCCGUGUGGAUUGAGGCCAACCAUUGUUCAUCAUGACAUCAUUUUAUUACAUAGUUUUAAACAUAAGCACUCAAACAUCACUGCUUACGUGUGUGAUAGCAGCAGAGAAACUGACCAGUCCUGUCCAUGCCAAUCGGGUGUAGUGUUAGAAACUCAAAUAUAUAUAAGCUAGGCCCCAAAUGACUCUUGUGUAUUUUGCAGCCUUUUAGCCUUGCUGUUUAGAAUAUGGUUUUAUCUGUGUCUAUUUGUCUCUGCCAGCCAAAGAUAACCCUGUGGUGGGGCACAUACUCUGUGUCUGCCGAAAGGUGCAGGGUUAAUCCAUCACUUCUUCUUUCUGAAGCUUUGGGAAAGCUGUUGACAGUCAGUGUGGAGGAGGCAGUAUUGAGCAGGAGGUAGAACAGUGGUCUCUCUUUAUUUAAGAGAGCUUUGCAAUUUUCCUGUAUCUGAUCCAGUGAUCUCUCUGGUCCAUGAAAACAUGCCACAGUGUACAGUGGUGCCUCGCAAGACGAAAUUAAUCCGUUCCGCGAGUGUCUUCGUCUAGCGGGUUUUCCGUCUUGCGAGGCAUUCGUCUUGCGGGGCACCACUGUAUAUUCUAGUCUUUAAAGGUGCCACAAGAAUUUUAUUGGUGUAUUUUGAGGUUGACCUCCAUUUCUUACGCUAAUUGACAUUGGCUUUAGCUUUUUCUAUAAGAGAGAAGCCAACUGUUUCCUUGUUGAAGGUUCUAGUUGUAAGAGUAAUAUGCCUUGAGAACACUAAAAAGUUUGAUUGAAAGCCUGAAAUGGUCACGGCAAGUCCUUUUUAUCAUAGAAUUUCAACAUAGGGAGGAAUCCUGAGGGUCAUCUAAUCCUACCUCCUGCAACGCAGUUGGAUUGUGUAGAACUUUGAUUCAGAUUAUUGCAGCUCAGGGCAAUUGUAAUGCUUUAAUAUUUUUCAGAAACAUGUUAUUGUUCAGUGAGGAUUUAACACAGGCUAGCUUUUUAGAAUAUUAAUCUUAUCAACAGUCAGCAAGACCAGCAGACUGUUAUGUAGGGUCACUGGGCAUUUUUAGCAGGCUCUUAACCAAAGUUUCUUAAUAGCUUCUCCCCACAAGAUGGAAUAAUCAAGGUUACCUGGAGGAAAUUUAAUAUUGUUAAAAUCUUGUGUCUCGGCUAAUCAACAUUAACUAUGAGGCUUACCACUGCUGGUAUAAUUAAAAAUUGAUUUGAAUCUUGUUUUCUCAUUAACCAGGAUAUACUUUGAUUCCCGUUUAAUGGACUUGUACAGUGUAAGAUAUGCAGGGGCACCUCAAACACUGACUUGUUUUAUUGGCCAUCUCUUAUGUGUGGUUGCAACCAAUCUCCUGCAGGUUCUGGGGUGCCCAGAAGGAUUGGGAGAUGGUCAGGGCUGUCUGUCAUUUGUGUCAUAAAUUUAGAUGUUGAAGCAUCAAUAUGAUUUUCUACUGCUACUUUUUAUAUCCUCUACAUUUUUUAAAGCAGGUGAGACCUGUGGGGUAGAAUCUGCGGGGUGUAAGAGGUUAGGGGGGCAUUUGCUUCUGGAGAGCUGGCAGCAAAUAUGUGGAUUCUUGGAGUAGUGGCUUUCCUCCUCAUCCUUUUAAAUUAUCUAAACUUGUCUUCUACCAUCCAGUAUUGUUUAUUUUAAAAGAGCUGUUUUAAACUGCUUAUUUGAAUUUGGCCUGUUUGAAUAAAGUGCCUUUCCAAAACUGGCUACUUUCACUUAUUUGAAGAAUGUUUAUAGUUAUAGAAUUGUAGAGCUGGAAGUAGUUCAAUCCCCUGCAACGCAGGAAUCUUUCGCCCAAUGUGGGGCUCGACCCCACCACGAACCUGAGCUUCUCAUACUCUACCAACAGAUUAGCUGUUGUAUGUAGGGAAAGGAAAGUCAGUAGAAGCCAAAUUGGGCUAGCUUUGCCUAGCUAUGGAAGGGAAUGCUCCCUUGGAGAAUACCAUAUUUUUCGCUCUAUAAAAUGCACCAGACCACAAGAGGAGGAAAGUUUUUGGAGGAGGAAAGCAAGAAAAAAAAUGUUCUGAAUCUCAGAAGCCAGAACAGCAAGAGGGAUCACUGCGCAGUGAAAGCAGCAAUCCCUCUUGCUGUUCUGGCUUCUGGGAUAGCUGCGCAGCCUGCAUUCGCUCCAUAAGACGCACACACAUUUCCCCUUACUUUUUAGGAGGGAAAAGGUGAGUCUUAUAGAGCAAAAAAUACAGUAACAUCCUACUUUCCCAUUUUGUGGGACUUUGGAAAAUGCCAAAUUUAGCUUUGAAGCUGUGGGAUUCUAAACUGGAAGAAGAGGAUCUUCUAUCACCUGAAGAUGUGACUUUAUUCCCUGUGGGGAUGUUCCCGCCAACUGCUAGGUAAAGCAAUUCAAUUUGGCUUCUGUUGACUUUUUGCCUAGCCUACCACCUGAAAUUAAAUCCCCCCUCUUCCUAAUAUAAAGGACUCCCUCAGAUCUAUUGAUUCCUGUUUCCCACCUACCAAGGAACCAGUCUGUUUUGCCUGGGGCUGGAGACAGUCUUGGGUAACAGCCAGGUCUUGGUUUUUUUCCGAGAUUAGGAAUCAGCCAUUGCUAAGCUCCUUGUUCCCAGCAGGCCUUUACUGCAACUUGAUACUAGCAUCUAAAAGAGUCUUUUUUUGAAUGUCUGCUUCUUCCUCUCCUAUUCCAUCUUCUUUCCCCACUCUAUCUUGGGCCUGUGGACCACAUGACCAUGGCUUCAACAUCAGCAAAAUACCCCCCCCCCCCGUGCUCUGUUUAUCAUGAAUGGUUGCAAUAUCAAUCAAAUUGGGCGGUUUCAAAAUGGUAACUAUCUUAAUUCCAGGUGACUUCCCUUAGGAAUCAUAUGCACUAAUUAUCUUGACUCCAUACAGACACUAUUCUAAACUGGUUUGGAGGUUUGGGCUCACAUGCUCCUUCCUCCUGGUUCUGGUUAGCUGCAAACCAUAGUUUGGUGAUGCAUCCAGAUGUGUAAACCUUGACUUGCUCAAGCCAUAGUUCGCCCAGAACCAAAAGAUCCCAAGUCGCUGUUUGCAGGGAAGUUGUAGUUUACUGCAUUUGGAUGCAUCGACAAAACAUGGUGUACUGUACACUAACCAGAAACCGAAGCUGCUAAUUUCACCUGCUUGUGCGCAGAUGAAGGUGGACAACGAUGAGGAACAUGUGAUAUAAGAUUUGCUGUUGUUCGUUACUGAUUAUGAAUGCAGCCCCGCCUCCUUUUAAAGUGGGGUAGAUGGUAUAGUUAGUUAAAGUACACAUAAUAAUUCAACAUGCCAAAUGAGAUUUAGUGUACUGGAAAAGUUCCUGAUUCAAUUCUUUAUUUUCUGGAGAAGCCACAUAGCUGUCUUCUAAAAGCAGCUCAUCGAAUAGGGACAUGAAGAAUUUUGUGUCAGCUAAUUACAGAAUCUUUUUAGGUUCCAGUAGCUGGUGCUGAAUCCUGAAUUGAAAGGAAAAGAACAUUUAAUACUAUUUUUGGCAACAUUUUUUUUGCUUCUGUUGCACUUUUUUUUUGUACAUUAGAAUCUUAUUAAACUUUAUCCCAUUGCCUGAUAUGAUGCGACAGCAUAGCAGAAGUACCCAACCAGUUUCUACACGUGGCAAAAGAUGUGAAUUUGUGAAUCCAGAAUAAAGCAAAUUCAAGCUUCAAGGAAAAUAUUUCAGCUCUUUCUCUAAGUGACAUGUUGCUUUCUUCAUAUUUAUUUACCUACUUGAUUUAUAUAGCAGAAGUACUCUAGGAAGGCAGGGUGGUGUAGUGGUUAGAGUGUCGGACUAGGAUCUGGGAGAUCAGCAUUCAAAUCCGUCCUUAGUCAUGAAGCUCACUGUUUGAUCUUGGGCCAGUUGCAGCUUCUUAACCUACCUCACAGGGUCGUUGUAGGGAUUAGCUGAACCAUGUAUUCCUUGGAGCAAACGAUGGGAAAUAAAUGCAAAAGAUAAGCGCUUCUUCUAACCUGCUUAAGAACGCUGGAGGGGUCAGCCAGAUGGAGAUGUCUGUUGCCAGCUGGGCAUCCAGAGAUCUCCACAUGGCAGUGUUCAAAAUUAGCCAGGUGCCAGACAUGUUUUGAAACUGGCAUGGGUCCAAUGGCAACCAUGUGGAGAUCUCUGGAUGCUAGGCUGACGACUCGGGAAGACGAAAGGUCACUUAAAAUCUUUUAAAUUGUAUUUUAAUCAACUUGUUUUUAUUAUUGGUUGUUAGCCGCCCUGAGCCCGGUCUUGGCUGGGGAGGGCGGGGUAUAAAUAAAAAUUAUUAUUAUUAUUAUUAUUAGAGAAGGAUCUGAAACAUUUCCCUUGAAGCUUGAAUUUGUUUUAUUCUGGCUUGCAUUAUUUGAUGUUUUAAUGUAAACUGCUUUGAGACUUGUUCUUUAAAAUAUGGUUGCAAUCGGACACAUGCCAGGGGCAAAACGUGUUUGGGGAAUUUCGAAUAUGGCUCUCCCCGUGUAUUUGCAAGGGGGUAGUGUUCCUGUUGCAAUCCAACUUGGAUCAGGCCGUGGCCCCGCAGCUGAAGACAAGUGAGCUAGACUGGCAAGUGGUCUGAUUCAGUAUAAACCUGCUUCCUAAGAAACGUCUAAGCAAAUGCCAGUGAAGGAUUGCAGCGAGCCUCAGCCGCAUUGUGAGAGGUUCUGUGCAAAUGUAAUUAAAUGAUUCGUCAUAGAUGUCAAAGAGCUGCUCCCUGUGAAGUGGUCCUGAGUGUAUUGGCUGUUGUGUUCCAAGUGCGAAACGGGCCCUGGCUGAGCAGACUUGGACGGCUGCCUGGGCAGCUUUGUCCUGACCACCCACACUGCGAAUCUUGAUUGGCCCAGGAGGCACGACUUAACUUGGCAUCAUUUCCCCUCAUUCUCUCAAGUAGUGAUAGAAGAAGGCACACACCAUCCUUUUUGCUUAUUUUAGUCUAUAACGGAGCUGGUCUCGCUCCUAGUGCCAAGCACAUUUGGCUACGAAGUGAUAUAAUCCGGUAGAGCAGAGGUGGGAAACUUUUUCAGCUUGGGAUCUGCGUUCCCAUUUGGGCAACCUUGGGGCCACAUGCCAGUGUUGGGCAUGGCUAGAGGGGGAAGUGGGUGGAGCAAAGAAUGUACCAUUGAUCUCUGCACGGUAGAUGGUUUCUGCAUAAUCAUCCACCACUCCAUCCUCCAUAUAGGCAAGCAAGAGGCACGAUCAACGAGGUAUUCCAGCCUGGCAAAAACAUUCAGUGGCAAAGCAGGGCAGCAAGGGAUGUAGCCUGGAGAGUGUUCUGAGGGCCACAUAGGUCCGGAGGGCCACCCUUAGACUUGGGGUUCCCCACCCCUGAGCUGAAACCGAAGAUGAUGAAUGCCAGACCUAAGCUUCCUCUGUGCUUGAACAGUAGCAGCAUGCCUGGGUAGGGGAGCAUGUGAAUAUUUUGCAGCUUUUUUAUUAUUAUUGGAAUCUGGGUUUCUCCAAUCUUGGAUAGCCUGCAAGAGCAAGAAAACUUGGCUGAGAUCAUGCAUGUUAUUUUUGUCGCCCCCCGUUCCCCCAGCGCUGAGUCUGCAAGUGAAGCUGAAGCUCCUUGAUUUCCGCUGAGCAUCAACAGUUUUUAAGGGUCAGCAACUCCAUUUAUUUAAUUAAUGGAAAAAGCCUAUAAAAUGUACGCGGUUUGAUUCACGUUACGGCAAAUGUGCAUAAUCUAGCUGAGGCGCUCCCAACCUCGUUCUCUCCUGGUGCUUUGGACUGUAAUUUCCAUCACCUGCCUGCCUAGCUGUGCUGACUGAGACUGAUGGGAACUGAAGUCCAAAACAUCUGGAGGGCACCAAGUUGGGGAAGGCUGAGCCAGUCUAUUUUGAAUAGUAGGAGACUUUCAGUGGUGGAAUGUUAUUUUGGCUAAGUUUGUAUCAGUGUAUGCAAAUUAAUUCUUAUCGUAUCUGCAAAGGAUAGUUCAUUAGGCUCGGUGGUUGUGUCUACAAAUGGUCCUAUGCUAGUGUUUACUACUGUCAUUGCUAAAGCAAUGUAGGAGAGCAUUGUAUCCACAACGGUUUUAAAAUACCAAUAUGAGACUUCCGGGGUGGCGCCUCCGGAAAAUGGCGGAAUUCCCUUCGGACUGAAGGGAACCCGCUGCAGGGAGGCUUGGGUCCUGCCGCUACAGCGCAGCGGGGACCCGCAAAAACCACAGGCGGAAGAAGCCUGUGGACGUGGGACUCGGCGGGCACCGAGAGCGCUCUCCUCAUGGCUACAGGAGCCCGGUAACGGGCUCCGGAGUGGGAGGUGCGGGGUGCUGUGAGUCGACUGCUUCCUCCGUGCAGCAAAGCCGCACUGCCGUUAUCGGAGAGCGCUGCCUUUUCCUGGACAAUUUGGCAUCUAAAAUAUCUAUCCGUGAGUACCUGAUCUUGGAAGAGUUGAACCACUUUUAAGACUGGUGAAUAAACAAAUAAUAUUGGACUUGAAAUUGAACUUAAUUGGGACUCGGAAUGGGAAGGUCUAAACAGGAAGUCGCCUUCCGUUCUUUUGUUAUGUGAAGAAAGCAAAGACAAAAUAUACUAAAGCUUGGAAAUUAAAUUCUAAGAGAACUAGAAUUCAACAUCUAAGAUUUCUGAACCCCCCCUUUGACUGCAGGAGAAGAAGGGGUUGUAUUUGGACUUUUCAAUCCUGCGGAAGUGAGUUUAAAAUAAAGUAAUUUUCCACCGCCCUGAACCAGGAGCGGGCUGUCAGAAUUGACGUUCUGAAGUUUAUCCAGCUCGACAGUUAGUUAAAAGAAGGGUAACAUUUUGAUUCUACUGUUGCCUCUUGAAUUUGGAAGGGGGAAUUUUGGAUAAAGUGUUUCUGGAAAAAGAAAGAUUGUUGCCGUUGCUUUUAUUCCUUUAAAAAAAAAAAAAAAUUUCCAUCUAGUGGAAUUUAGUGAAAUUGCAACGCAGAGAGAUUAAAAGAGAAGGACUAUUGGACUAUUGUCGUGGGAAAGAAUUUUCUUUGACCUUGAAGGACAAUGCUAGUACAAAGGCUUGAACAAUUGUUCCUGGAAGGUUUUUCAAAACUAAGUGCCCAGCUGGACCAGAUGCGUCAGGAGACGACCUUGAUGAUGGAAGUUACCGGAGCACAGCAGCAAACAAAUGAAAUUCAGUUAAAGGCUAUACAAGCAUAUGAACCUGCUGUAGUGACGGAGGCUUCAGAGAUGGAGGGACCCUUGGACGGGCAAGAUCAGCCUUUGAACUUGAUAAAUGAACUUGGGACAAACCAGAUUCGGAAAGAUGAAAUGUGGUCAGAUUUGGAAAUGGGGGAUGGAUCGACCCCCCUCCAUAUGGUUAUUUGGACCUUCCGAAUCUGGUGAUGGGCUAUCAGAGGAGUAGCCGAAGUCUCCAAGCUUUGUGGAAAUUUGAAGUGGUAUUAUUUGCUGUCUGGCUUGGGCAAUGGGUUUGGGAUGGACUUGCUGCAAAGGGUCAAAAGCAUUUUCUUGCUGGAGCAUCCACGACUGGAAAGGAAUCAUCAACAAGAGUGGCGAAAGGGGCAAGAAAGAGACUUGAGGGCCUCGGAUACGAGACAACCAGGUUAAGGAGCCGGAUUAUCGAGGUUAAAAGGACUGACAAUCCCGGGUCCAGGGGAGGGAGGUUGGAAGCUGAUUGGACUGAAUUUGACUUAUUAUUUUUUCUUUUUUUAUUUUUUAAUAUUGGGAAUGCUUACAAAUGUUUGAAGGAUGUUGAAUGAAAUUACAUGGCUUAAGUAAGGAUUGGUAAAUGAUUCGUAAAAUGUAAUGAUGCAAGAAUUUGGUAAAUAUUGAAUAUAAGCUAUGAGUUUUAAAGUUUUUAUAUGACAAGAGGGAAAAUAGAAUAAGGAAACGUAAUGACAGAUUGUUAUGAAAAAACAGAAAGGAUUUGCUGUAAAAAUUAAAAAUUAAGAAACAAAAGGGGGAGGAGGAGGAAGUCUAGAAAGGAAGUCAAUAGAGAUUGUAAAGGACUUCAUAUUUUUGUUUUUCUGUUUCUCUUUUUUUUCUUUCUUUGCGGCUGGGUUUUCUUUUCUUUUUUGUUUAUGUACUAUUUUUGUUUUUUGUAUCCUUAAAUCUUUUUUGGAAAUUUUUGUUGUUAUUCUUUGAAAAUUUAAUAAAUAUCAAUUAUAAAAAAAAAAAAAAAUACCAAUAUGAAUAUAUAUUAAAUAAGAAAGUAGACCAGCAAGCCAUUAAACAUACCAAAUAUCCUAGGCUCAUCCAAUGGGUAACAUGCCUUCUAUACUUCAGGCUAUUAUGCUCUUUAAUAUCACAGAGUCCAAAUAUAUUCAUAUAUAUAUAUAUCUAAAUGUAAGGCUGUCAUCAUGCAGUCCCUGUUGGAGGGUUUAUAGCACUGCGUCACAAUACUGGAUCUGCAUGAUGUUAGGAUGAGGAAGGGGAGCAAAACAGAAGGCAGGUUGCACAGCGGUGUAUAGGAGGAGGGAUGGCAGAUGGUUGGUCAUCUGAGCAAUAAGAGGUACAAUGUCUGCUUAGCGUUAGUAUACCUGUGUAUUUGUUUCAUUUUCUUAUGAGCAACGUGUCUGCAUUAGUGACAGGAUUAGUGGCAGGAUGGUCCAUUCAGCUGCAUUAGUGGCAGGAUGGUCUAUUCAGCUGAUUUUGGACUUACAGUACAGAAAUGGGUGGAAGUUAAUACUACAGAAUAUCUAAUUUGUCUGGUGUGACCACUUCCAUCCAAUGUAUUGUGUUGAGGCAGGGCAUAUGUACCACUGGAGCCUCCAUGAGUCUGAAUUUGUACUGCACAUAUAUACGUAUUCUGAACAUCAGCACAAUCAUAUUAUUAGAAUAUGUUUAAUAAUAGGGCUGCUUAUCAGAGAAAUCCCACUCUAUUUAAUUUAGUUGAUUGAUCCAUUUUACAUAGGUGUGAAACCAAUAAAGCCAAACUAAUUCUGAGUCCUUCAUAGGUAGUGUUAGUAGUUUGCGCUCGUUUGACUUUUUCUUGUGCUAGCACUUUGCUUAGCACUUUUUCCUUGUUUACUUGCCAUCAUGAGGUAAUAGUUCUUCUGCAAUGCAAAGUAAGUAGUUCAUUUACUAAACUGCACCAAUAUUUUGGAAGGAAGAGAAGUAUUUGAGCCAGAUUCUUCAUUGUGUAAUCUGCAGCUCUCUUUAGGCAUUUGGGUUUUCUUGCUUUCCUUCAUAUUUUGGAAGAACAUGAGGUGCUUGGAAAAUAUACCCCUCUUUUCAGCAUUUGAAAAAAGGUCUCUUUGUUUUUGAAUGCACCACGUCUUCAGCAGAGGGGGAGGCCCGAGGAAUUUAGAACCAGGGAUUCGGUUCACCCACUUAAAAAAAUGUCCUUGCCAAUCCUGAUGUUCAGCCAAAAUGACACAUUUCUUUAGCUUAUUGUGUUGAUCUUACUGGCACAGCAACUGGCCUCUUCUGAACAAAGGGCAAAAUUGCAAAUGCUCAGUUUGGGAACGAGAGGCUUGCAAGGAUAAAGGUGAAGCUGGGGCAGACCCAAGUUCACUUGCAGCUCUUCAGAUUGCUUGGGGCUCUGCUCCUCAAACUGCCCUCACGAAAUAAGCCCCAUUCAGGAAUUCCUCCAGCUGAUAUGGGUGCGUCAGUUGUUUAAAAUCUAAAAAGAGGCUGCUGGUUCAGGCCAGUGGCCCAUCUAGUCCAGCAUCCUGUUCUCACCGUGGCCAGACAGGUGUCUAUGGGAAGCCUGAAAGCAGGACCCGAGUGCAACAGCAACUCUCCCUACUUGCAGAUACCAGCAUCUGGUAUCCAAAAGCUUACCUCUGACAACGGAGGUAGAAUUAUCCUCCAUGAACUUGUCUAACCAUAAGCUGUGUGAAGAAGUACCAUAUUUUUCGCUCUAUAAGAUGUACUUUUUCCCUCCUAAAAAGUAAGGGGAAAUGUGUGUGUGUCUUAUGGAGCGAAUGCAGGCUGCGCAGCUAUCCCAGAAGCCAGAACAGCGAGAGGGAUCGCUGCGCAGCGCUCCCUCUCGCUGUUCUAGCUUCUGGCUUAGUCGCACUCUGUCCCUUCCUCCACCUCCCGCAAAAGCCCACAAGAGCCACACGGAGCGUGUGUGCGACUCUUGGGGACUUUCCCUGAGGAGGAAGAAGGGCAACCCAUCAGUGACGGGCUGCCCUCCUCGGGUAAAAGCCUGCAAGCACAGCACACACGUGACUCGUGAAAGGGAACGCUGAGCAGAGCCUGGGAUGCAUACAGACUCUGCUCAGCGCUCCCUUUAAAGAAUUUUUUUUUUCUUGCAUUCCCCCUCUAAAAACUAGGUGUGUCUUAUGGUCAGGUGCAUCUUAUGGAGCGAAAAACACGGUACUUCCUUUUGCCCCUCCUAAAUCUUUCAACAUGCAGCUUCAUGGAGUCUCCACAAGUUCCAGUGUUAUGUGAAAAAGUGCAUUUCCCCCACUUCAUACAACACAUGAUUUUAUAUGCUUCCAUCAUGCUGCUUUCCACUUGCUUUUCCUCUAAACGGCACUAUUUUUGGGGAUAGUGCGGGGCUAGACAGGCAGGAUAUUUCUGAUUCCUUCCUACUCAACCAGAGCGCUCAAUAUUGACCGCCCCCCCUCAGUGGUUGGGCUGUUAAGGGAGUGAAUAAAAUUCUUAUGGGUGGAAAGGGCACCCAUGAAAAAUGAGGGGGGCAAAAAAGUUUGUGAGCUACAGUGAAAAAUAUAUAAUGAGGGGCCAUGGGCCUCAGAAAUAAAGGGCAUGUACAGAGUACACAUCUCUUGCCAAUGAGAAACCUCCGCGUUUAAUAAGAUGCUUCCAUAAUACAAAAGUAUGCCCAGUAUCUUAAUGAUUCUUAGUAAUGGUGAUUGAUGAUAUUUCUUGACUUUAUUUUCCUUUUCUAAAAAAUUGUGUUGGGGUCAAUGAUAACUUUAUAAGCUCAUCAAGGGGUCGGUGAACUCAAAAGGUUUGGAAAACUGCUAAAUAUUGAAGAUCCAGAGAUAAUUGUGCUGAAGGGCACUAUUAGAAGUGACCUUAGCCGACAAUGUCUGACCACCGAUGUUGCCUCCACAUGAUUCGAUUACCAUUCGUGCCACAUUGCAGUCAUUCAGCAAGGCCCCUGAUCCUCAUGAGAGGCUUAUUAUGGGGAUGCCAGAGGAGGAAAAAUUUACUUAUAUCAUCCUGCUUUCAGCUCAUUUUUCUCUGGCUCUAACCGUGGAUGAUUAGAAACAUUUUUUUUCCUAAGGUGGCAACAUCACUGUUUAUUUUAAAGCAACUAAUACGGUGAAAGUGCGUAAGGAAACUUGCAGAAGCAAAGCACGAUCUUGCAUAAUUGUCUGGUCCCAAAGUAUUCUGAGCAGUAACAAGAGGGUGCCGUACCUGCAACACUGUCUGUGUUGUUCCUUAUUCUGUAUGAACAUAAAACAUAACUUCCUCCAUAAACAUAAAUUAUGAGUGUUGGAGCCUAGCCAACCAUUCUGUAGUUGACCUGUAUUAGAACUCUUAUUUAUGCAAUGUCUUGUACGGUGCACAGCUGCAGAGGUUGAAUGCUGCUCCGAGGACACGAUUUGGCAAGAUCGACUUAGUACAACAGUCCCCUUCACCCAAUCUGAGCAUCAUCUCCCCCUGCCUCCGUCCCAGUAUAGCCGAUCAAAGAGUCUUGCUAUCCAGUGUCUGGGACUCCUACAAUGUUCUCUGUGUUCUCCUCUUAAAUUUCUUUGAAGAUACUACUUUAUACUGUCAGAAGGAUUACCAGCAUAGCCUUAAUUUUUCAAAUAAUAUGUUUUGAGUUUCGUCAUGCACACUUAAGAGCAGAUGAAAAGGGUGCAAUAAGACAUAGAUUGUCUGCCUUUAAAGUGCUUGAAGUGCAACCUGCCGGGAUGUAGAGAUCUGUUUUUUCGGUGCUACUUGUUAGCAUGUAAGCAUAUUUAAGGUGUGCGCAUAUUGUGGACUCCAAAUGUUCCAAGUGUUUCUCAGCAAUCCUCGCAACAGCUAUUUAAGAUAGAACAAUAUUAUCCCUGUUAUGCAGAUGUGAGGGCUAAAAAAAAAGUAAAUUACGUUUAGUGAGUUUAUUGGUUGGGGGAAAGCUGCACUGGAGAGCAAUGGCUAUUGGCCAUGUUGGAACAUAAAAGGUAAUAUACUUCUGAAUUCCAGUUGGGAAAAGUGGUUUCCUCCAUAUGUUGCUGAGGUUUUCUUGAUGUUAUCCUGGGAAGCAGGAUGCUCUCACCCACUGUGUUACACCACCGCUUGACCUGGAACCAGCCAGGUGUUUGCUUGUUUAUUUGAGAACAUGGCCCAGCCAAUAGUCUUUUCAAAGGCAUGUUGGGCAAAAGGGUACAUACAGAUAUAGACCCAAUGGUGCCCAACAUGUAGCGCUGAUCAGUGUUCAAAAUUCACCAGGCAUGUUUGGGUACUGGCACAGGUCCAGUUGUGACCAUGUGGAGAUUGCUGGGUACCAGGUUGGCAACCACAGCUUAAAAACCUCUGCCUUAGUCCAUAAUUAAUACCAUUUCCAUUUGCAUUGUGUGUGUUUCUCCUUCUUGCAUACUGGGACAAGUGAAUUAUUGUAAGAGCAAGCUACGUCAAACAAUGUAGUUGAGAUCGCACAGUCAUAGAAUUGUGGAAUUGUAGCAUUGGACCCCAAGGGUCAUUAAUCCAACCCCCUGGAGAACAGACAUUCCGUGGUGGUGACCAUGACUUAGGUUUAAGGUGGUAUCUGGUGCCUAGCUUAUAUAUCUGAGUUUCUAACACUGGCACUGAUGUGGGACUUGAAAUGUUGCUAAAACAACAGCCCAGUUUGCACAUCACUGUAAACCAUGGUUAAUGGCUUAGUGUGAACAUGCUGCUCUCUCCCACUUUGCUGCUGCUCACUAGCAUGUGGGGGGAAACAAAGCACAAUCCCUGAUUGAGCAUUUUGUCUGACUUAGGAUCAUGGGUUCUGUUGUUCCAAACAGACCAUGAUCUGUAGCCAAGGUUUGCUCUUGGCUUACUGAUCAUGGUUUGUCUGGGCAAAGCAUAAACUGAUGAGACAUAACAAUAAGCCAGGAAUUGUGGAUCUCUUCCCAGUUGUGGGAAGGAGCAAAGUGAGCAAAAUUGGUCUGCUCAUGGUAAACUAUUAAAGGUGGCUUACAGCAAUGUGUGAAUGAGGCUAGUAAUGUACUAAUGCAGGUAAUUGUCAGAGUGCAUUGUUGAGUUGUGUGGUGGUGGUUAGUUGAAUAUGCCCACUCCCUCUUUCCAACAUGACCUUUCCUUUGAAAGGUCUGCAUUGUGCUCAUGAAAGACAUUUGACUCUAUGCUUUAGCAGGCAUGUGUACCUUGUUGAAGUAGAUUAGCUUCAUGCCUCCAUCCAUAUUUCAUUUUUUUUAAGGGGCAGUUGACCUCUCUGAUAUUGGUACAUUUAAGUCUCCUAUUCUUUUGUAAGUUUUCUUUUACAUUUCAACCUGCAGGUGCAAGACUAGCUCUGGCAAGACUUCUUUCAGGUGAGUGUUCGAUGUGGACGGAUUGUUGACAGGGUCACAUAACCUAACCAAAUGGUGUUUACAGCUUUUGAAUUUAAUAAUUUUGUGCCAUGCUUUUCUUUUUGAUGCCCAGUGUGUUCUGCAUAUUACAUUCUAGCAGUAGGACACAGGAUCCACUAAUAAACUAAAUUGGUACAACAGAUUCAGGACAAAGUAUUUUAUGCAGUAUGUAAUUAGCUUUUGGAACAGCAGAGUAGAAUAGAUAUCUCUAAAAGACAAACAGGCAGAUACCUAGAAGGUGGGUCCGAUUACAGCUGUUGACCAGAAUGCUAGUUGGUGGGGAGGCUGUUGCAUUCAAGCCCUGCUGGUGGGCUUUUCAGAGACGUCUGAUUGGCUACUGUGGCCAUCAGGAUGGUAGACUAGGAGGAGAAGUUUGGUCUGCAUUUGCUUGCUUACCUCUCUAUUCCUCUCCUGCUGUUGUAUUGUGUCUAUUACAAUGCAAGCCUGUGGGCAGGGACUGUUUUGUGUUGUACUUCCUGCCACGCUGCUUAAUUUUUUUUAGGUGCCUUUAUAAAUGAUGAUCAAGCAGGACUGUUACGUUAUUGAGGCAAUUGAUCCAACGCAGGUGUGACCCUGUAGAUGUUGCUGAAUUACAGCUCCCAUAAGCCUCAGCAAGCAUAGCCAGUGGCCAGGGAUGAUGGGAGUUGUAGUUCAGCAGCAUCUGCAGACCCAAAGGUCUCUCCACACCUGCUUCAAAAGAUUCUCCAAACUUCAGGAGUGACACUUGUGCUGCAGGGAUGAGUGGACUUUGUGGAAAGGGCUGCCCUGAUCAUUCUGCUGAGUGUAUAGGUAUUUGCACCCCAGCCAUUUUAUUUCCAUGUGUCAUAUCUUUUUAAAGGAAAUCUUGAAAGCCUUGAUGCAUUUCAUUAAAUUUGGUGCAGAAAACUCUUUGAAGAACUUCUCAUAUGCCAUUUCUGUUACUUUGGUUAGGGUUGUUUUUUUUUUAAGUUGGAAGAACUCGAAUCUGCCUCAGACUCUUUAAGCAAGCCCUUGAAUCUCACAAUGCAGGCUUGACAUUUUGCUUGACACAGCUUGCUAUACUGUCAAGAUGUCUUUCAUAAAAAAAUCAAACCUGCCGACAUGUGAGGGCUGCUGAAAAGCCUCUGCUAUGAAUCCAUACGCCUUGGGCUCAUCCCAUCAGUUGCCAAAUAUGACAUGGUAGCCGUUGGAAAUCCAGCCCAAAGAUGUGAGAAGCUUUCAUGGUUAUGCUAACUCCCUCAGACUUGUCCAGUAGUUUUAACUUAAUAUGGUUGCUUAAUAGUCAUGCUAUUAGGAUUUGGAAGCUGUUCCUCUGCUGAAGGAUUUGCUUGGAAAGUUUGAAGUGGUUCAGCUAAUGCUUACACUUCAACUUGCCCUGUUUCCUUCAUUCAAGUAAGUGCAUGAGCGUGAGCACUAUCAGUGACACAAACUUAGAUAUAUAAGCUAGGUGCCAAAUGGUUCCUUUAAUCAGGGUUACCGUUGUCAAAACAGAAUGCCUGGUUGCCAUUUUUGGACCAGACAGCUCAAAAGUCGAAUUUUUCAGUGCGACUUUUUGGUUCCUGAAAUUCAUUCUGAUUGUGCAGAUAAAAUAUAACUGAUACAGUGGUACCUCUGGUUACGAGUGCUUCAGGUUAUGAGCUCUACUAACCCGGAAGUAGCUGCUCCUGGUUGCGAACUUUGCUCCAGGAUGCGAACAGAAGUUGCACGCCGGCGGCACUGCAGCAGCGGGAGGCCCCAUUAGCGCAAGUGCACCCCAGGAUAAGUUUCAGCUUAAGAACGGACCUCCGGAAUGAAUUAAGUUCGUAACCAGAGGUACCACUGUAGAAUUCUACAGCGUGUGUUGCUAGUGUGUUAAAACAGUCAAGAUCCAAGGAUCCCCAGGCAUGCACCUCCAGAUGGUGGAGCCAGUGACUGAAAGCCAGGUGCAAAACGUGCCUGAUGCUUGGCUAAUUUCGAAUGCUGCUUCGAAAUCUAUAUGUUUUUAGUGGGGCAGCCCAGACUUUGAUCUAGUGUUGGCAUGGGGGAGGGAACAGGUUUCUUAUGCCUUUAGUGGCUGCAUGGCAGGCAGCAAUACAAUAGGCUAAGCCUUUUAUAGUAUGGACAUAGUUAUGGGAAAAGCUUCACUAUGGCUGUAUUGUCUAAUUUUGUGUUAUGCCAUUCCUCCACUCCCCAUGGGAGGCAGCUCUGUUGUAUUUUACCGUGCUCCCUCAGCAACCUGCAGUACUCCCUCAAAAUUCGAAAUGUGCCCACUGGUCAAAAAAAUUUGACAACCCCUGCUCUACAGCCUGCUGCAGUUUCUCAUUCCAGCUACUAACUGUUAAUGUCCUACUGUAGGGACAGUCACAUUUUCUGGCAUAAGAAUAUGCACUCGCCCAGCUUCAAAAUUGGUAGAACGCUUUCCAGAGUUUUACCAGUGUGAACAUAAAGGAAGUGUGGUACACCACUGGCAGUGAACAAUAGGGGCGAGGGGACAGGGUCUUAGGAGUCCUUUCUGGCGUGAUGAUUGUAGUGAUAAAAGCCUAUCCUAGUUCUCAUCUGUGAAACGCUGGAGGGCUUGCUUGAAGCAUCCAGCUCUCUGCUUUCCUUUUAAUCUGGGUUCUGCAGUGGCUGCAUUGCAGUGCAUGUUUUGAUCUCAAGCAGUAGAGGCACGAACAGACUGAAAGUGGUUACUGUGCAAACCUAAAAAGAACAGUGGUCAAGGGGUUGGAAUCUAGGGAUGUCUCAAAGAAUCAUAGAAUUGUAGAGCUGGAAGGAAUCAUCUAGUCCAGUCUCCUGCAAUGUAGAAUCAUGACAGAUGGCCGUCCAACCUUUGCUUAAAAACCUCCAAGGAAGGAGAGUCCACAACCUUUCAAGGAUGUCUGUUCCACUUUGAACAUCUCUUACUGUCAGAAAGUUUCCCCUGAUGUUUAGUAUGAAUCUCCUUUCUUGUAACUCGAAUCCAUUGGUUUGGGUCCUACCCUCAAGAGCUGGAGAAAACAAGCUUGCUCCAUCUUCCAUGUGACAGCCUUUUAGAUAUUUGAAGUUGGCUAUCAUAUCUCCUCUCAGUCUCUUCAUUUCCAGGCUGAACAUACCGAGCUAUCUCUUCUGUUCCUCAUAAGGUUUACCUUAUGGUUUCCAGACCCUUGAUCAUCUUGGUUGCCCUCCUUUGCACGUGUUCCAGCUUGUCAGUAUCCUUGAUUUGUGCCACCCUGAACUAGACACAGUAUUCUAGGUGUGGUCUGACCAAGGCAGAAUAGAGUGGGACUGUUACUUCCCUUGAUCAAGACACUAUACUUCUGUUCAUGCUGCAUCACACUGUUGACUAAUGUUAAGCUUGUGGUCUACUAAGACCCCUAGAUCCUUUUCACAUGGUGUCCCCCAUUUUAUAUUUGUGCAGCUGGUUCUUUCUGCCUAAGUGUAAGACCUUACAUUUGUCUCUGUUGUCGAUGGUAACAGCUUUGGUCUGUUUUGUCUGGUUGUUCCUGGAUUACAAGCUGUGCUUGGGAAGUUCUUUUUCGCCAUUUGAGUGGAACGGUGGUGACUGUUUUUCACGGUUGGGAUUCCUCAGGUGUUUUCUCAGAUGUGAAGAGAUGGACAUGAAUGUUGUUGUCUACUCUUGAGUUGUGGAUCAGGACAGCUGAGAGCAUAAACAUAUUCCUUGCCCUGUGUGUAGUCCUUUUCAUGGCAUUCUCUUGGUCAAUUCGCAGAUGUACCUUUGCUUAUUUAAUAUAUGAAUAUGCCACUUUUUCAUCCAAGGAUCUCAGAGUGGUGUACAUGAUUCUUCCCUCCUUAUUUUGUCAUCGCAACGACCCUGUGAGUUGGUUAGGCUGCGAGAUAGGAACUGGUCCGACACGACUCAGUGAGCUUCAUGGCUGAGUAGGAAUUCAAACCCUAGUCUCCCAGGUCAUUUCCCAACACUAUUAACCAUAACACUACAGUUCCCAUUGUCCCUGGCCAUUGACUUAACCAGCUGGGGUUGAUGGGAGUUGUAGUCCAACAUCUGGGGACCUGAUGUUGAUGAACACUACACUAGUUUAAAUAAUGUGGGUAUUGACCUGGAAGUGCUUGCUUUUGGAACUGUGUAAGAGGCUUGGCAAAGGCUGCCUUCUGGUCAUGUAGUUCUGUCACCUUAGGGUUGACCUUCAAAUUUUUUUUGGGAAGAUCAGUACUUCCAAGCCUUUGCCCCAUGGUCUUUGUAUACAGCCAUGGCCUGUGUGUGCGGGACUUGUGUGUCAGCGGGACUUGUGUGUGUGUGCAUAUGCAUAUUUAACCACCCCCAACCUGGUGCCCUCCAGAUGUUUUGGACUACAACCUGCACCAGUCCAAGCCAGCAUGAUGUGCCGCUGAAACUGAUGGGAGGUUCAGUGCAAACAUCUGGAGGGCACCAAGUUGGGAGAGGCUGAAUAUAGGACCUUGUCACAUUUGGAACAUAUGUUGAACUACUAAAGAUUUCUUUGAGACAAAGGGUCUUCACAUUGUACAUGCUCAUCACGUAUAAACUUCAUUGUGGAGUAAUGCUUAACAAUUGGCUGUGUUGCUAACAACGUUAGCCUCCUAACAGUGUCCCAUCACAUCAAAAUGCUUGCAUUGUCAGAUAUUUAGCAAAGGACUAUGGCUGUUCUUUCCUUUAAAAAAGUAGUCUUAUUUCAAACAAAAGUAAUACUUAGCUGGUUUCUGUGCUAGAAACCCAAAACCAAUAGUUGCUGAAUGUAAUGAGGUGUUUGUGGUAGGCGGGCAAUUACAUCGUGUAAAUGUUUGUUCUUUGCUCUACAUGCUAAAGGGGAGAGAUUGAAUAUGUGAAUAAGAUUAUAUGGCCAGUCCUGAGAUGCAGCAGCCCUGAAAAAGAGAGCAGCUCCUUCAUCCUAAAAAUGUGAGCUGGCUUCUUGAUCUGAAGCCCUGGGAUGAUUAACUGACACAGCAUUUUGUGCAUUUAUUUGGUGUUGCAACAAGUCUUUGGGACGCAUUCCACUUUAUAUUUUUCACUUGGGCGUGAAUUCCAGAGUACGUACAGAGUCCAUGCGUGUGCUUCCAUGGAGGGCUGCACAUGCAUGCUUAAAUUGCUUUCCUUGCAGAAGUGCAUCAAAGUGACAGCUGGAACUGGGCUCUGCUUCCUGAGUAUUUCUCCAGGACAAACUGCACUUUACAAUAACAUUUGCGUACCAUUCUCAAAUGUGCUGGUGCAUCAUAACUGUUUUGUAUUUUGGUUGUUAGUUCAAAAUCUAGAAUGCAAAAUGUAGAUGCCCCAUUGAAGUUUUGCUAGAACUCCCAUUAACUUCACCGGCUACUUGUUCCUUUCUGGGCCCAGUUCGAACUGCUGUUUUUGACUUUUGAGGCUCUUCAUUGAUAUGGGGCCACAGUAUCUGAAGGACUGUCUCUUCCCAUAUGUACCUGCCUGUUCUAUGAGCUAAUCUACGGUGGCUCUGUGCUGAGUACCCUCACCCUAACCCGCAGUGUUAGAAACUGAGAUAUGAAAGCUAGGACCUGAAUGGCAGCUUAAACCUAGCUUAUGGGUGCAGCAACGAAUGUAGGUAUGGCAGGUGGCUAUAAAGGGCCUUUUUAGUAGUGGCACCCUGUUUAUGGAAUGCCCUUCCCAGAGAGGUUCUCCUGGUGCCUUUGUCAGUGACCUUUUGUUUGCAAACAAAGGCAUUUUUAUUCUCCAAGACCUUUAAAAUCUCAUAGUUUAGCCUCUGAAUUUACUCUUGGAAAUGACUAAAAGUUGUUUAUUGCUGCUUAGGUUUAUUAGACCCCUUUUAGCUGGUUUAGUGCUGUGUUCCUUGUGUUUUAGGAUUUUUAUUUUAUUCCCCCCUUGGUUCUUGAAUUACUCCCAGACCACACAGGGUGGUUAAUAAAUGCAGUAAAAUCAUUUUGAGAAUGGCACAUAAGGAGGUUGCCUUAAAAUGAAUUACACAAUGAAUUCAUCUAAUCCAGGCAUCCCCAACCUGCGGCCCUCCAGAUGUUUUGGCCUACAACUCCCAUGAUCCCUAGCUAACAGGACCAGUGGUCAGGGAUGAUGGGAAUUGUAGUCCAAAACAUCUGGAGGGCCGAAGGUUGGGGAUGCCUGAUCUAAUCCAUCUACUCUGAUGGUGAUUUUCCAUUGUCUCAAGCAGAGGAUCUCUCCUUGUACUCCUGCUUCCUGAGAUCCUUUUAUGCUGGAGAUUAAACUUGGGGCCUUCCUGGAUUUAGAGUUGUGGCGUCCAAACUUUUUUGAAAGAGGGCCCGAUUUGAUGAAGUGAAGGGCUGUGAGGGCCAACCAAAUUUGUUGAGCUUUUUUUAGGAUUUUAUCCCAGGAAAUAAACUGCCACAGGGGCCAGCGGGCCGGAUUAGGCCCCCGAAAUGAACUUUGGACAUGCCUGAUUUAGAGCAACUUGCUGUACCACUGAGCUGUCACUCAACAGGGCCCUAACCACUUCUAUGUACAGUGGUACCUCGGGUUAAGUACUUAAUUCGUUCCGGAGGUCCGUACUUAACUUGAAACUGUUCUUAACCUGAAGCACCACUUUAGCUAAUGGGGCCUCCUGCUGCCGCCGGGCUGCCGGAGCCCGAUUUCUGUUCUUAUCCUGAAGCAAAGUUCUUAACCUGAAGCACUAUUUCUAGGUUAGCGGAGUGUGUAACCUGAAGUGUAUGUAACCCGAGGUACCACUGUAUUUCUUUAAGAUGAGAGAUGACUUAAAUAACAAUAGUUAUUAUGUACAAAGUGCCUACUAGUAGAUAGCCAUUGUACAACAAUUGCGCCAAAAAGGACAAGCCCUUUCAUUUACAUUUGCCAGACAAAUGAAGGAGUGGCAGGGAGCAGAAGUUAUAGGCUAUGGAGAACAGAGAUGGUUUUAGACACUGGCCUGGUUCACACGUGAUGUUAAACAGAAGGUUAAACAUGCAUGCACCAUUCUUGUUUGACACAAGGCACUUAUAGUUUGAAUUUCAAGUUUCUGUACUGUUAGCACCCUAAGUUACAAACAUGGAGAUGAGUGACCACAGAUCCUAUAAACCCAAGUAGUAAGAUGCCCUAGUUUAGGUUUCCCCCCCUUUAACUCACAAGAUGGUGAUGAUGGGAGUUUGAUCAUGGAUUGAGCGUUCUUGAGUUCUGGUGAUAUAGCAGCCAUCUUUCCUUCAUCUUGUGAAGUGUGGUAUUCAUACAGAACCCAAACUCUGAGUUUGGCAUUCCAGCUUCCCUUUGCUUCUGGAUGGGUAUGACUUUUAGCUUUGCCCAAUUGUGCUGUGUUUCUUUCGCUGUUGUUGCUGGCAUUCGUCCGUCUUGAGAGACAGUGGAGUGCUCCUUGGGGAACUGGAGAAUCACAGCGCCUGCUGGGGCUGCAAAGGCCUGUACCUCAUAACUGUUGCCUCCUGUAUUGUUUUUGCUGAAGCGACCUCCCCGGGGGACAAGGCUGGGCAGUGUGUCUGGAGGUCUUGGGCUGCCCAGACAACAAGCUCCCCCUCUGGGCCUUGCUGGUGUGGUCCAAAGGAAAGCAGAGCAAUACAUUUGGCACCAGCUUGGCUGCAGGAGUUGCCGGAAGGAGGCGUACAAGAUGCCAUCCAGCCGUCUUAGACUAUGAUAAUUAUGAUAAUAUGAAAACAAAACAAGCAUGCACCCGCAAAUGAGUCAAAGCUGUUCUGGCUGUGUUGUAACUUUGCAUUGUUGUCUAUAGCAGUCUGGCAGGUCUGAGUUCUUGGCUGUCUUUGUGACCUCAAUGUUCAUCCCGAGUAGGCGGUGUGUCAGGCAAGGAAGGCCUAUUUUUAUUCCCACCCUCUUACUUGAGCUGCUUUCCUGCUCCUUAACAGAGAGCCUUUCAUGCUAUCAUGAAACUAUUUAUUUCUCUUAUUACCUAUUUUAUGUGUGGGUACCCUCUGUUCUGAUUGCCUCCUCAGUGAGUUUGACCUGUCUUUUUGCAUGAGACCUUGAAGCAAAGCAACUUUUGUAAAUCAGUUUUUAACUUGGAAGGAAACUACAGUUAUGCAGCAGUAAAAAUAACUAGUGUGUGUUAAAAUGGGGUUUUUUAAAAUUCUGCUUUGACUUGUAAAUAUAGGAUUGCAUGCAUUAAAAGCAAGGACUCCUUAAGCUCGAACAUUUCCAGGAUGUCAGACUGAUUCUGCCUUUGAUUAAUGCCAAUUUAGGAAACACCUAGUUCACUUUGGAGGAGAAUAACAUUUAAUGUUUUAAAGCAUCAAAGUACUGGCAGAUUCUUGCUGCAAGCCUUAACUGAUUUGAACUGUAAUGAGAUGGACUUUUCCUGCUGUGCUGCAAAGGUGAUCUUGUCAAGGUUAAUGACUGUCUGCCAAUUGAAUGGUCACAAAAGUCUGUCUGCUACGGCAUCCCUUUCUCUGCUGUCCUCUCAGGUUCAGGUUCAUAGUGGACAUUGAGAGCUUUUUGAUAAUUCAAUAAGAAGACUCUAAGCUUGAUUAACCUCUUGAUAUUUAAAUAUAUUUUUGCAGCAUUUUCAAUUUCAGGAAUUUAUAGCUGCUUUAUAUUUUUAUUGAGCCGUUCUACCUGCUUUUGUCUCAGAAUAUUUGGCAAGGAGAGAAGUCUAGCAAUAGCUAAUAUAUAUGGGAAACUCUUGAUACCAAGGGCAGGUUUAUUUAACUUUUUCCAGGAAUGACUCAUUGGUUUUAAGGGUAUUUGUAACUGAAAUCUUUUACAAAUGGUGCUGACUGCCACUUUCUUUCCAGAAAUCUGGAGCUCCCCACCCCCCAAGCCACACAGUAUGAUAGAAAUUACUUUAUUUGUUUGGCAAUGCCAACAUUUCCUUUCUCUCACUUGAUUUAUUCAGGGGUGGGGAACCUGUGGCCCACACAGUGUUGCCAACAGCAACCUCAGCUUCCUGACCAUAGGCUCUGAUGAAGCUGUAGUUCAAAACAUCGGGUGGAGGACCACAGCCCCCUCCCCCAACUCCUGCUUUAGAGAAUUCCCCACUCCAGAAGAUUGCAUUCCAGAAUGGGGUUUGGCAGGUAGAUCUGCCCUGGAAGGUGUGCAGAGACUUAGUACGUGUGGGAGAGACAGCGUUCAGCAGUGCACAUGCUACCUUGUAGAGAUCCAAAUGCUCCCCAAGAUUUUGCACUGAGCAUGCACAGUUUUCAAAACUUGUUCAGUGGAUCUUUUCCAUGAGGCUGGAGCGCACAGCACAAACCUACUUUGUUGGAUCAGUUCAUAGGAAGCUGCCUUAUGCAACUUAGGCCAUCUAGCUCAGUAUUGCCCACAGUGAAUCCUACCAGGAGAUGCCAGGGACUGAACCCUGAGAUCUUCAGCAUGAAAAACAAUUUCCCUGUCAGUGAGCUACAGCUUUCCUAGAUGAACUGCUAUGCUUGCGUAACUUUUGAUCCAGACUGAUAAGCAGGAUCAGUCCUCCGAUUGCUGCUAACAUUUGACUUGUUAACACUCUGCACUGAACAUAGGUAUAAGAUAGCUCUAUGCAGGCACUUGUCUUAGUGUGAAAGAGUGUGCACUUGAUUUGCAUAACUCAGCUAUUCUAUACCCAGAUAUAUAGAUUGUACACUUGCUGAACUUUACAUUUGAAUAACAGUAUGAGGGUACUGCUUAACUAUUUGUAUACACGGGUACAUAAAUUGUACAUUCAUAGAAUCGUAUAUUUCGAAGGGACCCAAGGAUCAUCUAAUUCAACACCCAUUGGUUGAAUUAUUUUGCCUUGCUGGGCUUUUUAAGGAUGUCUUAACUGUGCUGCCAUGUUUUUGUUGCCUUUGUUCUGUGUCUCUAGUUUAGACUAAACUUUUUGCCCCCUGUCACCUUGCCUGAAAAAUCCAUACUAUAAAAGCUGGCAAGCUUUGUGAUCACCCCACAUGCCCUGCACUAGGUGUGUGUCUUCUGAUUAGAAGAGACUUGCAAAAUGGAUAAUUUGAACAGACGCCUUCAGUCACAUUGGUAAGGUAGCUUUUGUGGGCUGUAAUUCCAGGAACACUUGCAGAAAAUAAGUAGGACCUUGUUGCAAAUAAAGACUUCACUCAGGGCUCUGCAGUUUUUGAGCUAUAGUUUUGUGUGGUUUUUUUUAUUUAUAUUUUAUUGAAGUGAGCUACAACCCAGCUAUAGUUAAGGAGGAGGUCCGGAUUUAUAUGUACCACUAAGCUUAUGGUUAACAGUAAGGUUUAUAAACAAGCUGUACAGCUUGGUUAAUGAGUGAACUAUCAUAGUUUAUAAAUUGCUGGGUUUACACAUAACACUAAGCCAUUAAACCCUGGCUUAGUGUUAUGUGCAAAACAGACCAUGGUGCACAUCAGCCCUAGGUCUCCAGAGUAUGUAUUUAUUUCAGUGAAGUCAUGCCUGCUUUUCAGCUAUAUUAAAAACAACCACCACCUGGUAAAACUUCCUUCUGGUCAUUGUAUAUCAAGUCUUGAUCACCAUUUUCACCCUAGGAAACUCAUAAACAAUUGUAAGGGGUUAAACUUUUUUACUUGUACAGUAGGGAUAUUAGCCUGAAGUUUCCUAGUAGAUCUAUUGUAGAUUUAGUAGAGCAGUUGUUUUCGCCUGAAACCUUCAGCUUCCUUCUCCUUGUGUUUUGCAGAACUGCGCUGCAUCCCAGGGCAAUUCGCUUGUCGCAGUGGCUCCAUCCAGUGCAUCCCAUUGAACUGGCAGUGUGAUGGAUGGCCCACCUGUGAGGAUGAGAGUGAUGAAGUUGACUGCCCAAGUAAGUGCACCUAAAAAAGAAGAAGAAAGAAUUGUAUGCAGUGAUGGUUGAUGAUCAUUAGUACUGGUUGGGGCUGGGGGAGGCAGGGAGACCCAACAGUUAGGGGAGCCAGAGCCAGGGUCAGGUAUAGUGGGAUAUACAUUGAAUAAAUAAUAAAUAUGAUGGGAAUGAGUAAGAAGCUUGGUGGCUGAGGACAGGCUCAGGUUGGUGGGGCAGUGCCCUAAUUCAUCGGCUUUCACUGAUUGCUUGUAUGUGGGGUGGCCCUUAAAGAUGACUUGAGAACUUCAGUUGCUCCAAAAUGCAGCAGCCAGAUUACAGGCUGGGGUUUCGUUUAGAUCUCAUAUAACCCCUUUUGUAAAACAGCUGCACCAGUUGCCAGUUCUUUUCUGGGCCAACUUAAGGUGCUUCCGUUAGUAUUUAAAGCCCAAAAUGACUCAGGCCCCAAAUAGCUGAAAGACUUGCCUCCUUCGCUACAGAUCCUCUCGGCUGCUGAAUUCAACAGAAAGAGGCCCCCUUGGCAGUUCCUCUGUCCUCAGUGGGUCACUUUGUGACUGUAAGCUGUUUUAAUCUAGUACUGUGUUUUAGGGUGAAGGGCAGGUUAAUAAUAAUAAUAAUAAUAAUAAUAAUAAUAAUAAUAAUAAUAUAAAGUACCACACCAUCUGGAAAGCUUUAUGGCACUUACUACAUAUUUGCAAGCAAAUUCUGGUUAGGAAAUUUUGUCUGAGAAUUCCUAUUGCAACUUCAUUUCUUCUCAGAGGCUGUAGUUUAAUUUCCCCCUUUAUUGCUAUUUGUGGGCUGUAUUUCAGGGUCUGCCUGAACACAUUGGUGCCCUUUUAUGGAGGCUUUCUAUCCAGUUAGUCUGUACACUUCUGAAAAAGCUGGAGUCAUAACUCAUUUUUGAAUGGCAUGUCAGAUUUCACACAGAAACACCUUUGGAUGAGUCAUGUUUAAUAUCAAGUGUAAAGUCUCUUAACAUGUGUAGAUGCAUCAUUAUUUUUUUGAAGCUGGCUUCUACUGAAGUUGGAAAUUCAGAAUCCUUGGAAGAGAGAGAAUACGCAGCGUGCAGUUCAGUAUACUCAAAGUGCCUGGCAAGAUUACAUAAGAGACAUACUUUUUUUAUCAUCUGCGGACAGUUGCCAGCUAUUUUCCUGUCUUCACCAUUUGUGUUCAGUACAGAUGGAGAGCUCUGCUUGUCUUGACAGUCCUAAUUCGUAACAUAACAGCUGUUUCUUGGCAUUUUGAUUUAAAACAACUCUGCUAUGUAUAUGCCUACAUAAGCGAAUCUGAGCACAGCAGGCCAGGAAUAGGGAGAUUCUGUUAUGUGAUGGUAGGAAGGCAGCUUGCAUUGGGCAGAGAAGCUGAGAGUUUGGUGCCUAGCUUAUAUAUUUGAGUUUCUAACCCUAGAUGUCAGGUAUGCAAUCUAAGGGGCUGUAAAGCCAUAACGUCUGUACUUUAGGGAUCAAAAAUAUCAAGACAGUUAGACCUAUUCCAUUUCCACAAAUUUGGGGGCGGGGUCUUAAAUGUGUCUUGGUGGGAGUCAUUACUUCAGGGGUCAGCAAGCUUUUUCAGCAGGGGGCCAGUCCACUGUCCCUCAGACCUUGUGGGGGGCCCGGAUUAUAUUUUGAAAAAAAAAUAUGAAUGAAUUCCUGUGCCCCACAAAUAACCAAGAGAUGCGUUUUAAAUAAAAGCACACAUUCUACUUAUGUAAAAACACCAGGCAGGCCCCACCAAUAACCCAGAGAUGCAUUUUCAAUAAAAGGACACAUUCUACUCAUGUAAAAAUACACUGAUUCCUGGACUGUCCGCAGGCUGGAUUGAGAAGGCGAUUGGGCCGCAUCCGGCCCCCGGGCCUUAGUUUGCCUACCCAUGCAUUACUUCCUCCAUUCCAUAACCCACAUGGCAUGUGAGCAGCAGACAGAACGGUUAAGGCGUUCUGAAUGCAUACUCGUUAUUUGCCAGCUUUAUAUCACUGUCAGGCCCCCGCCGGCAAAAAAAGAGACUCCUUUUGCUCACUGUACGAAUUUUAUUUUUAACAUCCAAAUUCUGUUAAAAUCCAGCUUAACUUUAAGCCCCCGACACUCAAAACAUUUUCUUUUUCUUAACAUCAAACCCAAAUAACUAGGAGCAUCUGUGGCUCGGCAGUUUUGUAUCUUUGAUCUUUUGCUCAAAAAGGGGAUGAAGUCACUGGCUGCCGCUAACUUGCCUGUGUGCUCAAAAUUACUGGGAGGAUUUGUAUAGCAUGAAUUCACAGCUCCUUUUCUUUUGCUCUAAGUCUUAGUCACAUGAAAUAAUGUCCCGCUGGGUUUUGUUUGAAAAUCGGCAGAUUUUACCAGUUCAAACAGCGAUAGUAUCAGUGUCCCAAAACCUAGAGCACUGUGUAUCAUUGCUGUGGCUGUUUAAGUUUCUUAUCUAACUUUAUGAACACAGUAAAUGGCAAUUCUUUCUUCCAUCCCUGAUUUAUUUACUUGGUGCCAAAUCAAAUGCUUUCCCCCCCGGACACUCAGUCUUGGUAGCUCCGAAUACUUUACAGAGGUUUAAUGGCUGUUUGUUUGUUUGUUUUUUAAAAAAGUAGCACCACGAUGGAAAUGUUACAGCACUAAUACAGGGGUCGGCAAACCAAGGCUCACGGGCCGGAUCAGGCCCAAUUGCCUUCAGGAUCUGGCCCGUGGAUCGGCGUGGGGAUUCUGUUCGUUCGGGCUGUGCCAUUUCCCCCCUGCACCAUUCUAUUUCCCCCUUCUCCCUCACACACAUCGCGGCGGCGCCUCCCUCCCUUCUCCUGGCUUCUCCCCGCCCUGCCUAGAGGAGGAAGGGGACUGGGCUGAGCUGGCUGAGUGCCAUUUUAGGCAGCCCCUCUCCGGAGCCAGCCCUUUUGUGCUGCUCAUCUUCCCUCUGCUGCUACCACUGGUGCUCCUGUGGGCCAGAGAGCGGAUUGGACGCGCUCGCUCUGCCUACCCACAAGAAGCAGCAGCGGUUGUGGCGGCAGCAGCCCCUGGGAAGAUAAGUGCAGCGGCUGGGGGCUGGGGAGGAGGACUAGUUGCUCCCCUUGCCUCUUCCAGCCCCCCCCCCCCGGUGCUGCUUCUCUGAACCACCACAAGGUCUGAGGGACAGUGGACCGGCCCGCGGCUAAAAAAAUUGUCAACCCCUGCACUAAUACAAAUAAAAACAAUACAAUCCUAUGCAGUUACUGUGUACUAGUUUUCAGUAAAUGUUUUAAGGCACUUUGGCUCUUUCCUAGAGAGAAAGUCCUGUCCCUGGCAGCCACUCGCUUUGUUUCAGAAGGCAGGGACAGUGAACUGGGUCUCCAGUGAAGCUCUUUAAGAUGUUGUCUCUCCGUGGAAACUUAAGCAGAGAUAGAUGAGUUGUCUUUCACUUUCCUGGCAGUCUUAAGCGCCCCUCCAUGACCCCUUCUUUUGCAAUUUCACAUUUUUCUGACAGCCCUAUUAUCAAUUUCUUUUCUGCUGUAGGGGGCAAAGGGCAAGUAAGCUGGCCGUGCACCAAGUGAGUGAUUGUGUCCUAGUGCUGACAAAACAUUUGCAGAUUUUGCGUCCAUGCAAGAGGUCAAAGAGCUGUGAUUCCAGCUUUUGCUGACUGUUCCAUGAACUCUUCGAACUGUGAUCCCCUUUUCCCUUCUGGCCAAAGUACUUUCAGAGGAGAACAGCAGAGUUGUAAUUCCACACAGUGAAUGUAAACAGCUCUGCACAACCAUGUUUUAACCACCCUGUUUAAUGCUUUCCAUUUUGGGGACACACACACUGAAUAAUUGUUAGGGAUGGCUCAGUCAGUAGAGCAUGGGAUUGGAGCCUGACAUUCCACAAAAGAUUUCUGUUAUCGCAGAGGGUUUGACUAGAUGACCCUCGUUGUCCCUUCCAACACUACAGUUGAGUCUUUGAACUGUUAAUCCUGGGAGGCUUUUUGUGCUCAAAGAAACAGGGAUUGCAUCCUACUAAAUUUGAGUAGAGCCACUGAAGUGGACAUAGGUUGGUCAACUCUGCUAUUUUUAGUGGGUCUGUUUUGAGUAUGGUAAAGGUAAAGGACCUCUGGAUGGCUAGGUCCAGUCAAAUUCAACUUUGGGGUGCGGUGCUCAUCUUGCUUUCAGGCCGUGGGGGCCAGUGUUUGUCCACAGACAGCUUUUCCGGGUCAUGUGGCCAGCAUAACUGCUUCAGGCACAACGGGACACUGUGAUGGAAGCCAGAGCGCACGGAAACACUGUUUACCUUCCCUCCGCACCAGUACCUAUUUACUUGAACUGGUAUGCUUUCGAACGGCUAGUUUGGUAGGAGUUGGGACAGAGCAACAAGAGCUCACCUCGUUGUGUGGAUUCGAACUGCCAACCUUGCCAGUGGCAAGCCCGAGUCUCGGUGGUUUAGACCACAGCGCCACCUGUGUCCCUGCACCUGUGUCCGUCAGUAUGAUUAACUGGGUACAACCCUAUGUCAUUUUUAAUUCAUCAUGCGUGUGUCUUUGCUAAUUUGCUUGCAAGUGGGUGUGGCUACCCCUUUUAGGUUGGCAGAGUCUGGCAGCAAAUGGCAGCAAGGGGUAAAUCAGAUCAGAUCUUUAUUGUUAUGAUCCAUGACCCACAUUAAUGAAGGUUUGAAAGGUCAUCAAUGUCUCUGCCCAAUGAACUACUUAAGAGAGCACGUUGCAGUGGAGCUUACUGGGUGCCAGUUUGAUGACCACGGCUCAAAUACCUCUGCUUUAAUGAAUACUAUUUCCAUUUCCACUCUGCGUGUUUCUCUUUGCACACUGGGAGAAGUAAAUUGCUGUAAGAGCAAGCUAUGGUCGAGCAGUGUAGUUGAGAUAAUAGACUUGUAGACUUGUAGCACUGGAAGGGACGUAAAGAGUCAGAACUUUCUUUAUGUAUGCUACAACAGCAGCAAGAAUACUUAUUGCAAAGUACUGGAAGACACAAGAUCUACCCACUCUGGAAGAAUGGCAGAUGAAGAUGAUGGAUUACAUGGAAUUGGCGGAAAUGACUGGUAGAAUCCGAGACCAGGGAGAAGAGUCGGUGGAAGAAGAUUGGAAGAAAUUUAAAGACUACUUACAGAAAUAUUGCAAAAUUAAUGAAUGUUAGAAUGAUGUUGGAUUGAAGUUAAGUGGUUUCUAGCUGUAAUGGUAUAAAAGAAUAUGAAAAAUUGGAUUUUUAACAGGUAAAAAUUUAAUGCUAUAAUAUAUUAAGAUAAAGAUCAGGAUAAAAUAAGGAGGGAAAGGUAUUGCUGAAUUAAUAAAUUGAACUGGAAUACAAAAAAGGGAGGUAUGAAGAGGUCCGGGAAACAAGCAAAUGAAAGAUAAGCGAUGAAAAGAUGGAAUUGUUUUUAACUGUUUUUUAUUUUGUAUUUUUUCUUUUUUCUUUUUCAUUAUGUAAUAUUGUGAAAACUUUAAUAAAUAUCUAUAAAAAAAAAAGGAAGGGAUGUAAAGAGUCACCUAGUCCAACCCUUUGGCGAAUAGACAUUAUGUGGCGACCGUAACCAAGAUUUAAGGUGCCAUUUGGGGCUUAGCUUCUAUAACUGCAUCAACUGACAAUUCUCUGGUCAUGUAAUGACCAUCAGGGUGUUUUGGGGAGGUCUGAAAACUGACUCGAUUUGUACCAGCAAUUCACUGGGUAUCUAGGUCCCAAUUUGUUAGAGCUUUAAUGAUGACAACAAAACCUCGAAUUUUGCCUGGUAGCUAAAAGAGAACCAGCACAAAUCUUUCAACACCAGUGUAACAUGUGUAAACCUGGGUGUCCCACAAAGCACCCCUGCAGCUGCAUUUUGCACUACCUGCAGCUUCUGAACCAGGCACAAGAAUAUCCUCAUGCGUAGUAAGUACAUUACAGUAGCCUAAAUUAUGAGGUAGCCAAUCUAUGUCGUGGCAAGGCUGUUGGGAGGACAACAGAGGAUUACGGGUUCCCCACACCUGCCCUAACUCUUUUCUGCUUUCUUUUGGGAAAUGUUGGUCUGUUCUCUGUAGCCUAAGAAUCUUCUAUUUGCCUGUGCCCACUUGGAGCUGUCUUUGCCUGUUUGAAUGUUGGGAAGGAUUUAUGACGAUAUUUUCCUUUCAGCAGCUGAAUGAAGGGGGGGAAAAAAGCUAAUGGUUCUCACACAGUGUCACUAAGAAUGGGCCAUGUCUCACUUUUAGAUUUUACUGGGGACCAGCGCACUUACCACGGGAAGGAUUAUGCGGAUUCCAGGCACAAUCGCGGAAGAGGAGGGGACACGACCCGCUUCCACACCGUCAAUGUGGCACAGCCAGUGCGGUUCAGCAGUAAGUUGCAGACUUGGAAGCAGGGUUGAAAUUCUCCCUAAGUUGCCGGCUGCAGGUCCAGGCACAUGCUUCCUAAAGUGCUUCCAUGUGUACGCAAAGUAUCUUAUAUUAAAGCUCCCUAACGUCCCUUGGCAAUUUAGUCUGAGCUGUUUUUGUGAUAAGAUUCUCUGAACAUUUAGAAUAAAGUAUAACAUAGGAAUGGGGAACUUCGGGCCAGGCAGCUCUUUCUGGCUUUUGGGAUUCUCCCCAGGCCACAACACCUAUGUACUCUUUGGCGAUCCCUCGUAGCCGAGUAAGAUUGUCUUCCAUGAACAUGGUCUUAACAGUGAGUCUGUAAGCGACUGUGGAGGCCAAUUCUGGAUUCACACGUCCUUCCACAGUGGGGACAUAGGUUUCCGGGUGGGAGUUAAUCAUAGUGAGGGUUUUCCACGCAUUCCUUCCUCUUAGUACAUUUCUCCCUUUCGUGCUGAGUUCGAGCGUCUUCAAAAUCCAUGACACCUUUGGUAAAAGUUGUUCUCCAAUUGGAGCGCUCGCAGGCCAGUGUUUUCCAGUUGUCGGUGUUUGUUCUACAUUUUUUUAGAUUUGCCUUGAGAGAGGCUUUGAACCUCUUUUGUUGACCACCAACAUUACGCUUACCAUUUUUAAGUUGGGAGUAGAGUAGUUGCUCUGGAAGACGAUAAUCAGGCAUAUUCCCUGGCUGGAUUGUAUUCUUGAACUGUCACAAUGUCUCUUUCUUGCCUGCAUGGGGAGAUGUGGGUGUUUCUUUUUCGAAGCCUCUAAUUUUGUGUGUGGCUGGAUUCCAGUGUUCUGUACAAGGGCAGGAGACACAUAAGUUGCAUGAGAAAAAUUGUGUAUGGAGAGAUUGUUAACCACCUGAGCCCCUGCCUGAAGUCUGCCCUGCCUAGACACGUGGGCUUUCCACCCAGUGAGGACUGGGCUGAUGCUAAUGUUUUCAGAAGUGAUGAAUCAGGUUGAGAUCCUAACUGGGGGGGGAUUGUUUCCCUUCUCUCCUUUAUGUUUCCUAGGGAAAUGCCCGUCAGAAUGGCAUCACUACGAGGGCACGGCUAGCUGCUACAGAGUGUACUUAAGUGGUGAGAACUACUGGGACGCCGUCCAGACCUGUCAGAGGGUGAAUGGAUCCCUGGCCACUUUUACAACUGACCAGGAGCUCAAGUUUAUCUUGCAGCAGGAAUGGGACUCGCAAGAUAAAGCCUUUGGGAGGAAAGACCAGAGUAGGUCAGUGAGCAUGCACGGAAGAACUGAAUUCUCACUGGCAACACAUGGGCAAUUAUGGGUGGAUAUGUUAAGGAUAAAUAUGGGACAAGUUACAUUACGCUAUGUGAAGAUCCAAACUAGAAUGGAAUCCAUGUCUUAAUGCAGGUAUCGAGAAAUCUAAAUGCUCAUUGACCGGGGGUGGGGGAUUGGAUGGGUGUACCAUUUAAAUUAAAUGCAUUCUUUAAAACAAACAAACAAACGUGUGUGUGUGUGUGUGUGUGUGUGUGUUUGCAAUAUAUAUUUGAUCUUCCUAUAUACAUAAAAAUGUAAGGCUGUCAUCAUGCAGUUUCUAUUGCAGGAUUUGUAGCACCAAAUCAGAAUCCUGGAUUUUUGUGAAGGAGGAGGGUUGGGAAGGUGGAAAAUGAGCUGAGUAGUUUCAUGGAAGGGAAAGCUCUAGGGAGUUAAUGUGGGGGGCGGGAAUGGCAGGGGGCUGGACAUACUACAAUCACCAGGUUUCUUUGGGGGAAGCCAUGACUGUUAUAAGUAAUGUGAUAACUGCUUUAAAUGCAUAACACUAAUGGGGCCUUAGUCACUCUUCCCACUCCAUGUGAUGGAUAUUAUCUGAAGAGAUUGCAUUGCAAAAUACUGGAUUUGAAGGUUUAACUGAGAUUCACAGCAACAUUAGCAUGGCUCUGGUGUUCCUUAGCCUUUGCAAAGAUUGUUAUGUUAGCGACAGUCAGCUUUCAGCUUGUCUAAAUAGAAAACCUCAGGAAAGAGAAAAGCUUAUUAACCAUGCUUAGGAGCUUUUCAACUUACCUUUUAGGAUUUUGUUUUUUUGCAUAAUUUGUUUUUUCUUCCCUUGAGUUUACAAAGCUUACGCAUUUCUGAUUGUAGGUUCUGGGUCGGAUACCAGUAUGUCAUCACAAACCGAAAUCAUUCUCUGGAAGGUCACUGGGAGGUUGCUUACAAAGGUAAGACCCAAGAAAUGAGAGAUGAGCUCUUGUGUCACUUGGCUAAGAAUUGAUGCCAUCUAAAGCAUGUAUUUGUGUUGCUGCUGCUGUUAAUGUUAUUAAUGAUGGCUUGUUAGUUGCUUGUUGCCCAAAGGUCUCCAAAUGACUUAGAACACAUUUAAUAUAAAUAAUCACACUAUCCAAAACAACAAUCCCCAUAAUCGCCAUAGGAAGUUUGGGCAGCACACUAGUAGCAAAACAACACCCUCUCCCUCUAACAAAAGGCCAAUGGAAACAGCUAAGUCUUUACAUGAUCUUGUAAAGUUAUCAGGUACCAGGUGGAUUUUUGCUGCUAAGCACAUCGUACAGAAGUUUUCACAGUUCUUGAGUACCUUUCUGCACCACCCAGUCCUCCUAAUACAACUUUGUAUUUUAGUGUGGUUGGUGGUCUAAGCGUCAACACAGUGAUAAGGAAAUCUGAUCAAGUGUUUAAUGCCUUUGUUUAACUCAAAGGCUGGCAUAAUGGGUUUUUUUUGGGCAAUCCUGCUUUCCUCCCAAAGCUAGCAAUAAUACUGCCAUCUGGCGGCAGAAUUGCUGAAAGCAAUUGGCUUUUGAUUUGUUGUUUAACUGCUAAUUUAUAAAAGGAGGAAAAAGCAGAAGGGAUAGCUCAACAGUUGACAAUUAUGUGGCAUGUUUGAAUGAGGAACUUAUUUUGCGUGAAAGAAAAUUCUCACCUGUCCUAACACAUGACAAAUCAAAACUUCUACUGGUCAGAAGUUUCGGCGUUUAGGAAUCUGAACCGAUGGAUUCAAACUACAGGAAAGGAGAUUCUCACUAAACAUUAGGAAUACUUUUCUGAUGGGAAGAGCUGUUUGAUAGUGGAUGGACUCCCUUGGGAGGUGAAGGACUCACCUUCAUUGGAGGUUUUUAAACAGACAACCAUCUGUCAGGGAUUCUUUAGCUGUAGUUCCUGCAUUUUUUGGGGGGGGGCUGGACUAGAUGACCCUUGGGGCCCCUUCCAACUACAAUUCUGUAUCAGUGUAUAUCCUUCUUUAAAGGUUCCCAUUCCUGUACUCCAGCUUUGUAAACGAAGUCUUGGAGGUUGCACAGUAUUCAGCCAAAUUAUUUUAUUUAUACAAGAGUUUCUGCAUUCCCAUUUAAGUGUUACUCGGGGUGCCUUCUGACAGUUUUGAAAACACAAUAUCAUCCUAAAACAAUGCUUGAUACAAAUACAGCAGAGAUGGAUACAGGAAAUAAAAUGCCAUUUUUUAAAGAAAACCGUUAACUGCCCUGCAAGGCAGAAGUCCGCUAGAAUGAAACUGACUCCACUAACCAGUGGAAUAUCACAAGGGUGCAUAUACAGUGGUACCUCGGUUUACAAACAUAAUCGGUUCCGGAAGUCCGUUCUUAAACCGAAACUGUUCUUAAACCGAGGCGUGCUUUCCCUAAUGAGGCCUCCCGUUGCUGGUGCCCUUCUACCGUUCGGAUUCCGUUCUUAGACCGAGGUAAAGUUCGCAAACCGGGACACUAUUUCCGGUUUUGUGGAGUUUGUAAACUGAAUCGUUCAUAAACAGGGCUGUUCUUAAACCGAGGUACCAUUGUUUAUGUCCCUCUUUGUGUGCUAAUCCACUGGAUUUAUACCUUCCUUAACCUGCUUUGGCCUUCUUUGGAAAGAAAUGCAAUUUUUUAAAAAAGGUGUAUGCUGUUUGAAUUUAAAGAGCAAGGACUCGUGUGCAGGAGCCUGGUUUUGUACACUUCUGAGAAUAAAGUCAAUGUUUGCAACACCUUUUUUAACAUUAGGCCCAUGAAUUUCUCUGAAAUAGAGAUAUAGCUACAAUAGCCUGAAAUCAGCCUUCUGAUAACGUAGCAAGCUACCCAAGCAUACAGAGUAAAGCAUUGGUAUGACUUUCUCCUUUAAAAUGUUUUAAGAGGCAGCAAAGCCGAAUUUGUCCACAGGCUCUGCAGCAACAACUUUCUUAAAUUAUGAUGCAUUUUGUCAUUUCAGGUUCAUCGGAAGUAUUUUUGCCCCCUAACCCUACCUUCAGUACGUCCGUGUCGGAAAACGAAAACAUCCUUUGCGCCCAGUUCCAAUGUUCCCACUUCCCGACCCUGCGGCACCGCGGUUUUCACAGCUGGUAUGCUGAAAACUGCUAUGAGAAGUCUUCAUUCCUCUGCAAAAGAAGUGAGUCAUCCGUUCUGGGUUACACACAAGCUCUUAUAAGCACGCAGGAACAGUUAAAUACUCCAAAGAGCUGCAGGGAUGCUCACUUGCACUGCAGCAGGGGACAGAGUGGCCGAGGCCACCGAGUGAACUGUAUUGUGGUACGGACCAGGAUUAGGUCGCUCUGCUCUUUGGACCACAGCUGUAUUUCUUACCACUGUUCUGCAAUGGCAUUUGGCACGGUAGGAGCUGUUGUGGUAGUUGCAACGGCAGGGGCGAGAACUGCAUUUCCCCCACUUUACAAAAGGCUGCGGCUGAAGUGCUUGGAAAAGCAAUUGGUAUCCGGGUGGAUUUUACUUAAAUCAAAUUUAUUUUAAAUCACUAGUCAGUAAGAGUUGAUUUUUUUACAGAGGGACUCAUUCUUGCUGGUAUACUCUUAAUAUUUACAACAAGAUGAAGGUUUCACUUUUGGAAUAAUAAGUUUUCGGAGUAGUUUUUACGGUUAUAUCAAAAAUCACUGAUUUGUUUAUACUAUUCGAAAUACAUAGACAGAUAAUUAUGAAAUUAUUGUGAGGUUUAAUAAGUUAACUGUUUAUAUUUAGACAACUUUUCUGCUGUACUUUAUUGGAAAGAGAAAAAUAAACAUUUCCAUAAUCACAGUGUGAACAAUUUAUUUAACUAAAACAAUAACAUUAUAGCACACGUAUCCACGUUUGUUAACUGAUGUGGUUAAACAGUUUUUUUUAUAAAAAAAACCAGACUGAGCUUUAGCACACAUGAAAAACUUGAAACAAAUCCUUAUUUCCUAAUGAAUAGCCUAUAGUGUAACUUAAAUAGAAAACGUAUCUUUAGAAAGAUUUUUCCUCCAAAAGCAUUUUAUAUUAAAAAUUCAAUUUAAAUAAUAAAAAUCAGAUUUAAAUAAAAAAAGAUUUUUUGUAUGUUUUUUUAAAACACCAUUGAUUUUUAUGUACGCUGAUUGGUAUUAAAAGCCUCACACCUGUUUCUUUGCUUUUAAAGAUUUUUGUCAGGGCGGGCAACCUUUUUCAGCUCAGUAUUUCUUCCUGGGCAGCCUUCUGGUAGGGUUGGUGGAGGGGAUGUUCCAGUUGUGGGCAGGGCCCAAGGCAAAAAUUAGCCGAAGAUGGCAUGCAAAUAUAAUCCUUUAUACAGUAGGCUAGCUUCUGCGCAGACCCACACUGCUCUGUCCUCUGUUCAGGAAAGCGAGGUGCAUCUUAUUGUCCAUCAGUGAGGGAAGGUGGGAGCUAACAUGUGUGCGCCUCUCCUGUUUCAGGCCAGACCUGUGUAGAUAUAAAAGACAACAUUGUCGAUGAAGGCUACUAUUUCACCCCGAAAGGAGAUGACCCCUGUCUGAGUUGCACGUGCCACAACGGCGAGCCAGAGAUGUGCGUGGCGGCCCUAUGUGAGCGGCCUCAGGGCUGCCAGCAGUAUCGGAAGGACCCCAAGGAGUGCUGCAAGUUUACCUGUUUAGAUCCUGGUAAGAGGUGCUUCUUUUUAAAAAAGUUUAUUUAUUUGGUUUUUUCAGAUUGAAGUUUUACAAUCGUAUAUCCAACGCAAACCAUAAAAACAAAGAUUCCAAGAACUGGGAAAGUAAUAAUGUCCCCACCAAAACAGACUGGCUAGCUAAGAUGAUUGAAUAUUUAUUGCUAAAUUAACAGGGAGAGUUAGAGGGAAUACUUUCAGAAAGUUAGUAAGGAAUGGACUGUCUUUAAGGAAUUUCUCAAAAAUUAUGUGGAGAAGGUAGAGCUCCUGCUAUGUUCACUUUGCUCUAGCUCUCAUGGAUCAAUAUUUUAUCUGUGGAAAAUGUGCUAGUAAAACUCCCACCUAAUUAACAUGGUUCUUGCUAAAUAAGAACAGUUGCUCCUGCUGUUAGAAUUGCCGUAUUUUUCUGCGUAUAAGACGCUCCCAUGUAUAAGAUGACCCCUAUUUUUUGAGCCCAAAAUUAAGAAAUAAGUAAUUGCAACAUUCUGUGUAUAAGUCGACCUCCAAUUUUAAACUUAAAAAAAUGGGGGGGGGGAUAUAGUCUUAUACACGGGAAAAUACCGUAUAUCCCAGUUCCCUUCUGGUAAAAUUAGGAACACCAGAGAACCUUCAGAGUCCCAAAAGUCUUGGGACAUAACCGUACCUCAGUUUGGUGUGGCAAUUGUUUCUAAGGCAAAUUUUAAAAAAUGAACGCCGUGAUGGAAAGAUUGCAAAUAGUGCUGUGCAAGCACUGGAAGACACUGCUGUGGAAUUGCCUAGUAUAAGACAGGCAACAUUGCAAAAUAGAAUGGUCUGGAUGUUUUGCUUGCCGGUCAGGGAGAAGCAUGUGCUCUGGCAGGAGCUGAACGUCGUAUCUACAUCCCUGAUGACACUGAUAAAACAAUUUAUCAGGCAGAGAUGAUAAUAAUAAUAAUAAUAAUAAUAAUAAUAAUAAUAAUAAUGGCCAAGCUGCAUGAGAGGGAUCAGUGGAACCUCUGGUCAUGGCUGGAAGAUUGGGGAUCAAAUAUACUUUAUAUUAUUGUGGCUGCCACCAUAUGUAUCAUUGGCUCUGGGUGCCAAUGAAAGCUGUGCAAAAAUGUUAUAACAUGUGGACCCUCGGACUGUGUCAGUGAAGCAAAACACCUGCUACGUAAGCUGAAUCUAAAUGGUUGACCAGCUAUUUCAGUAAUGUGUUGAAAUCCUGCUUUGAGCUUUUUGUAAUAUUCCACUAUCUUUGAAGGAAGUUAGCCUCUGUACUUUGCACGAUGAUUCCUUUAUAAAUACACGCUUUGUACCAUCUUCUGAGGACUCUCUGGCACCCGUGUCAGAGGCCUCUCCCAGAUACCUGGAAUAAAGAGAAGCAUCAGGCAUAAAACAAACAUUGUCCUGUGGUUUGAUUUCUGCAACAAAGAUAAGUUGCUACCUCUACAGACAGAGACAGUUCGAAUGCCAGCUUUUGGAAACAGCAAGAGUGGAGAGGGCUGCUGCCCUCGCAUCCUCCCUAUAUGCUUCCAUUUGGGGCUUCCAGCAGGCUCUACUUAUGUUCCUACCUGGAAUCCUUUUUUUCUGAAUGGAUAAGUGUUGGGGCAGAAAAAGACCCUUAAUGUGUUAGUAGCCAUACAUGCUUCUUCCAGCUCCGCUGCAAAUUUCAGAUUGCCUCUGUUCAAAUGCAACAAGUGAGCUAGCCUUGAUUUAACCUUGCCGCUUCAUGCCUCCUCCCCUUUUCCCUCCCCUUGCCCACUGUAACUUGAAUCUUCUGCGGUUUAUCAAACCGCAGUUUCCCCUUGCAUCAAGUCUGAAAAGCUGUGGUCUGACAAGAAGCCAGGACCAGAAAUACAAUCGUUAGCUGUCCCCUUGCCUAAGGGGCAUUCAGCACUGCCUUGCAUGCAAGUAUUUGUGAAUUAGGGUACCUGCCCAACAUUGAUAUCGGAAAGUGGGCAGGGAGGAGAGGCCAGUUCUGCAACAAAAUGUUGCAGUGUAGCCUCACCAAUUGGGAAGGAGUGCUCCAGUUUGAGGUACCUGCCUGCCAGCUGUGCAAUCCUUCAGGAUAUCAGCUGUAAGAAGCUCGUGUUUCCCAAUCCACCUCUCUUCCCCCUUUUGUCUUCCAAAUGAUACUCAACAUUCUGCGGCUAGUGAACAUGUGUGCUUCAGUGGUCUCCAGGCAUGCUGAUCCCUCCCUCUUAUUUCUUGGUUGCUCUCUUCUGGCUGAAAUCCUGUUGCCACUCACCUCUUGCGAGUUGCUACUAGAGUGGGAGUGAUGGGGAUACUUGACCUCUUCUUAAAAUCGCAUCCAGCCGAUGAUCAUUAUAACAACAUAACGAAUCCCAUGUGGAUCAGCCACGAUUCCCUGUUAAUGAGAUAGUUCAUUCCAUUGACCCUGGUUCUGGCAGAUGAAAACUCCUGCUGCCUCAGGAUCUUGGUCUGCCCACAAACAUUGUGAUGCCCUCCCAUCCCUGGCAGAUCAGCCUUGUAGUUUUAAGACCAAGUUGGGGAGCCUUCAGCUUGCAGGCCUCACUAGGUCCUCCAACCUCCCUUCUUUGGCCCACCAGGCCAUUUUGGCCAAGUCAUGCCCACCUGCACUGCACUGCUGAGUGUGGGCAGGUAGAAAGGUGAUUGGGCCAAAAGGGCAUUUGCAGGCCCCGCCAGUCAGCGGAUUGGCUGCACCUGCAAAAGUCGCCGUACAGCAUUUUGUAAGUCCUGGCAAUCAGCUGAUCAGCAGAGCUUGCACAAUGUUAUUCUUUUGGCUGCACAUUUUGAUUUCAGACACUGCGGUCACCUGACAUGAUUGUGACCUGACUGGCAGGCAGGCAAACUUGCUUACCUGACAAACUUGGCCCAGUGAGGGAUAUGAAAAGCUAAGGAUCUCACUCACCAAUCGGAUCUAGUUUCCUACUCUUUGUUUAAGAGCUGCUGCAUUAUAACCAAGGACUUAGACCAGUCUGAGUCAACCUUGUUUCUUUUAAGGAAACAGAAGGAUAUUUGCAUCACUGGAAGGUCUCAAAUCACUGGAAGGUCGCAAAUGUUCUAAGGAGCCUGCUGAAUUGGGUUAAGCCAGGGAGGUGUGGUGGAAACAUAUUUACCUUGGGCAUCCAGGUGUGGGUACCUCUCAUGCAUUGCAAAAACCACCACUACCACCACCCACUGUUCACUUUUCUGUUAUAUGUGAUGCCAUCGUUACUUGAAAUGCCCGCCAGUCCCGCAAGUAGCCAGCAGAUGGUGCUGCUGCUGUUUGGUCUUGUUUCCUUGAAAUUGACGGAAACACUUGGUUGCUUGAAAUUUCCUUGCCUAUUUCCCCCCACCCUCAGCCAAAGAGGGAAUAGUUUUUGACCAAACUGGAGAGAUGCCCCUCUCCCAAACCCCGGUGGCAUGAACCUAUUUGGACUUCUACAGUUUGGCAUUGCCUGGGAAAUGAAUCGGCUCUUGGCUGUUGUGAAAUAUAUUUGGAUUCUUGGAACGCACGUGGCAGGGUGUUCUCAGCUAUUUCUAAAGUUCCUGUCCUUAUGCUUAACACUUGUGGCAGGUUACUUUUCAGCCAAGGUGGCCAGAAAAGUGAGCAGUAUUAUGCAUUGUUGCAUUAUUGUGUCUGUGAGGGGACCAGAUGCCCGGUUCUUUCAUUGCUUAGUUCAGGUGUGCGGGAGUCUUUGGCUGUUCCGGAUGCUGUCGAACUGCAGCUGUCAUCAGCUCCAGCAAGCAUGGCCAAUGGCUAGGGGUGCUGGAGGUUGUAGUUCAACAGCAUCUGGAGGGCCAAAGGUUCCCCCACACCUGCCUGAGUUGAAACUUUCUUUGUGGGCAACCCCCCUGCCCCUACAGUUUGUGAAAAGUCCCAGAUGCUGUCUGUCUGAACAGUAGGGUGAUAACCGGGCAGUAGGGAUGACUUAGACCAGUGGAACUAGACCUGAAACUGUUGUUUGCUGUUUGUACUCCUUUUUCAGCCAGCCACACUCUUUCCCAGAGUGCUCCAUUUCAUUCCCUCUUCCUCCUGGUUUCCUGUUAACAAUUGGUCUAUAUUCUAUUCUCACUGAGGAUGCUGAAGUCUCCCCACCCUACCCUGGUGCUUUUGCAAAUGUGGUUCCCUGGAGACUGCUGAUGCACAUCACCCCUGUCAUUUAUUCAAUUAAAUAUUUUUAAUCUGCACUUGAAUAAAGUAUAUUGAGGCAGCUUACAGUAUGGAAAAUAUAGUAAAGCUAGUCUGCAAGCAUCUAUAAAACAUAAUUAAAAGCAUAUAUAAAACAUCAGGUGCUGCUUGUUUCAAAAGAGAAAUUCACAUUGUGAAGGCUUGUCUAAAACUGCUGCACAUGUGUGGAGCUGUUUGGGCUUUAUAAGGAUCUAAACUCAGAAAAUGAGUUUGCUUUUAGUAAAUUGGUUGGAUUUGGAAACAAAAACAUUUAUAUUAAGCUUUUCAAUUAAUUUUUCCAUCACCCCUUGUUAUGAGGCACAACAUACUCUUCCUGUUUCUUGAUUAGCUUCAGAAGAGAGGCUCUUGAAUCAGGUUACAGUAUGUUUCAUGACAAGAAGCAGUAAUGCUAGAAUAACAGGCCAUAUGCCAAUCCAAUUUAUGGGCACCUGGUGGUUUCACAAUUGUUCCCCCUUGUCUUGUUGCAAACUUAGGAUCUUAACACUUCUUGCAUUUUUGCUUUCCAAAUGCUUUGUAUCUAAGUGGAUUUGCUUGUAUUGGAAAACAGAUUAGUGACUAGCUAAUUUUGUUUUGCAGUGGGAGCAAUAUGAAAAGGAAAGUAGUUUUUAGCUGACAGUGCAUUUCUCAGAGGCUUCUCAGCUGAUGCAGUUAUUGGGAAGUGUUUUCUCACGUGGAUUAUUAAUUUUGAUGAAUCACAGUCGUUUAAGCUACACAUCUAUUCUUGGCUUACUUAUCGCAUAGCAUUUAUGUCCCACCAUCCGUGAUGUAUACGUGGUCCUCACGCUCCUCAUUUAAUCCCCGUACAGCAACCCUGUGAGGUAGGUUAAGCUGAGAGGCAGUGAUGGGGCCGAGGUCACCCAGUGAGUUUCAUGGCUGAGUGGGGAUUUGAACUCUGAAGAAGAAGAAGAAGAGUUUGGAUUUGAUAUCCCGCCUUUCACUCCCUUUAAGGAGUCUCAAAGCGGCUAACAUUCUCCUUUCCCUUCCUCCCCCACAACAAACACUCUGUGAGGCUGAGAGACUUCAGAGAAGUGUGGCUGGCCCAAGGUCACCCAGCAGCUGCAUGUGGAGGAGCGAGGAAUCGAACCCAGUUCCCCAGAUUACGAGACUACCGCUCUUAACCACUACACCCCACUGGCUCUCAAGUCAAGAGGUUUGAUUCCCCCAGAGCAUAACUUCCAUUAGGAAAACCAGCAUGCAUCUCAGCACUCCUUUCCAGAUUUCUAAUGCACGGAGAGGACUCAGUUCUGCAUCUGCACCCUAAAUUUGAGAGGUGCUUUAAAAGCAUAGUGGGGGCACUGAAAGAUAUUUUUGGAAGAGGAUUAAUGCCAUUUUGAGGAGUCUCCAUUUGAAGCAGCCUGCAGGUCCAGGCUACCGAGAAUUGUGUGAAGAACUUGUUUGACUCAGCGGACCAGAUCUUCAUGUUCCCCCAGCCCACCAGGCCAACUUUUACAGUUCCCACCCCACCCACCUGUCAAUCACCCGUCAUUGUGUCAUCAGGCGAUUGACAGGUGGGGUUGUCCUGUCAACGUUGCCUGUUGGGAUAGAGGAUGUCCAGCAGAAAGUUGUGCGGGGAGCCCAGUUCUGUUUUCUGCGUCCCCCUCUCUUGCCUGCCCCACAUCAGAUGGCACAUACGACCUCAGGUGGGUGAGGUUUCAGAAAAACAGCCGCAUGGACCGAUUGUCGAGGCCUGGCAGGCCAAGUUUGGCUCGGAGGCUGAGGCUCCACCACCAGACACCUAGACACGUUCUUGCUCUAUCUCCCCUUCCUCUUCCACAGUUUACCAGGAAGUUCUUUUUUGGUUGGCCCCUCCUGUUGAAUGGCCGGAAAAGAACUUGGUUGGAAAUGAACAGCACACCACUGAUUUUUUGCUGUAACGUAAUGUAAUGGGACUCGGGUGGCGCUGUGGGUUAAACCACAGAGCCUAGGACUUGCCAAUCAGAAGGUCAGCGGUUCGAAUCCCCACGACGGGGUGAGCUCCCGUUGCUCGGUCCCAGCUCCUGCCAACCAAGCAGUUCAAAAGCACAUCAAAGUGCAAGUAGAUGAAUAGGUACUGCUCCAGUGGGAAGGUAAACGGCGUUUCCGUGCGCUGCUCUGGUUCGCCAGAAGCGGCUUAGUCAUGCUGGCCACAUGACCUGGAAGCUGUACGCCGGCUCCCUCGGCCAAUAAAGCGAGAUGAGCGCCGCAACCCCAGAGUCGGCCACGAGUGGACCUAAUAGUCAGGAGUCCCUUUACCUUUUUAAUGAGAUCUCUACUUUUGAUUCCUCUAUGCAGACGGCAACAGCUUGUUCGACUCCAUGGCGAGCGGCAUGCGCCUCAUCGUGAGCUGCAUCUCCUCCUUCCUGAUCUUGUCCCUGCUCCUCUUCAUGGUCCAUCGGCUACGGCAGCGGCGCAGGGAGCGCAUCGAGUCUCUGAUCGGAGCAAACCGUAAGUCCCUUGGCUCUGCUUGAUCUGGAAGCCCCCAAGUUGCGGAACUCUCCUUUGCAGCAAGGGUGCUCCUGGCACCUUCAUUACGUCAUUGCCGUCAUAUGCUGAAUAUGCGCCUUUUUAACCCUGGCCAGUUAGGGUUAGGGUGUCAUGGCAGUGUUAGUAAGUAGUCCAGCAAUAUCAGAGGUUCCCACUAUUGCCAUAAGAAAUCUGAAGAUAAAACAAGAAAGUUAGAGAAGGCACGCUAGACGCAGCCUACUCUUCUGACCAUAUUUUCACUCAUUCUUGGACUUUAUGGUGAAGGGUGGGUAAGAAAUUGAAUUAAUAAUAAUAAUAAAUCACUUACGUGCAGCUUUCAGCUGCUGUUUUUUGAAAACAUGUCUCUCUUUGACCCAGUGCAGGUGUGGAAGCCUUCUGGCCCUCUAGAUAUUGCUGAACUUGCAGCCUUACUCAGAGUUAGGCCCAUCAAACUUAAUGGACAUGGCUUAGAUCAAUUAGAUUCAAAGGAUCUAUUACGCUGAGUCAGGGCUAGCAAUGUAUAUGGCCCAGAGUCUCUUAAUGGCUCAUGUCAGUUCAUCAUUGGUAACUCCCUGUGACGCUUUGUUCAUCCUUAACAGGACCAAGCUUCUUGCUUUAAUUAGUUUUUAUUAACAAUUUCCUUGUGUUCAAAACAAGCAAACAAAAGUACAUAUAAUAGUGUCUCCACUUUCAGUUCACAGAGCUUUUGGGUUUCAAGUUAGGCUUACCCUUUGCAGAACGAAUGACCUACUUGGCGAGAGGUAGUGGCGGAAUAAUAAUGCAUUUUGGGUUUUUUUGUGUGUGUAUUUUUCUCCUAACUCCCCUCUCCUCCAAUAGUGCACCACUUCAACUUGGGUCGCAGGAUGCCCGGUUUCGAUUACGGCCCCGAUGGCUUUGGGACUGGACUCACGCCGCUCCACCUUUCCGAUGACGGGGAAGGUGGGGCGUUUCAUUUCCACGACCCUCCUCCUCCCUACACGGCGUACAAAUACCCAGAUAUCCAGCAUCCCGAUGACCCACCUCCGCCGUACGAAGCUUCCAUUAACCCAGACAGCAUUCUUUGUUCUCCCCCAGGUACAUCAUUGGGAUGUUGUUUUGAGUAUUGUUGGCCUGCAGGAUGCUAUACCAGUAGAGCACAUUGUGCACUCAGAAGGUGCCAGGUUCAAUUCAUGGCAUAUCCAAGUUGGGGCUGGAAGAGAGCAUUUCCUGAAAUCCCAGAGGACCACCGUUGGUCAGCUUAGUCCAGGGACAUGGCACUCUCCAAAUGGUUUGGACUGCAGUUCCCAUCAGCUUCAGGUAGCAUGGCCAGUGGAAUUCUGCUCCAAAGAAUUGGUGGUGGCCAUGUCCAAGUAGCUGAUGAUGACUCUGUUGCUGCUGCUGCUGCUGCUGCUGCUAAUAAUAAUAAUAAUAAUAAUAGUAGUAGUAGUAGUAGUAGUACAGUGGUACCUCGGGUUACCUAUGCUUCAGGUUACAUACGCUUCAGGUUACAGACUCCGCUAACCCAGAAAUAGUACCUCGGGUUAAGAACUUUGCUUCAGGAUGAGAACAGAAAUCGUGCUCCGGCGAUGCGGCAGCAGCAGCAGCAGGAGGCCUCAUUAGCUAAAGUGGUGCUUCAGGUCAAGAACAGUUUCAGGUUAAGAACAGACCUCCGGAACAAAUUAAGUUCUUAGUCCGAGGUACCACUGUAGUAGUAGUACAGUGGUGCCUCGCAAGACGAAAUUAAUCCGUUCCGCGAGUCUCUUCGUCUUGCGGUUUUUUCGUCUUGCGAAGCACGGCUAUUAGCGGCUUAGCGGCUAUUAACGGCUUAGCAGCUUAGCGGCUAUUAACGGCUUAGCGGCUUUAAGAAAAAGGAAACAAACUCGCAAGAACUCGCAAGACGUUUCGUCUUGCAAAGCAAGCCCAUAGGGAAAUUCGUCUUGCGGAACGACUCAAAAAACGCAAAACCCUUUCGUCUAGCGAGUUUUUCGUCUUGCGAGGCAUUCGUCUUGCGGGGCAACACUGUAGUAGUAAUAUUUGUAUCACUCCCAUCUCCCAGCCACUCUGGGCGGUUUCUAGCAUAUACAGAUGUAUAUAUAUAAAACACAAAACAUUAAAAACUUCCCUAUUCAUGGCUGACUUCAGAUGUCUUUCAAAGAUGAUAUAGUUGCUUAUCUCCUUGACAUCUGAUGGGAGGGCGUUCCACAGGGCGGGCGCCACUACCGAGAAAGCCCUCUGCCUGGUUCCCUGUACCCUCACUUCUCACAGGGAGGGAACUGCCAGAAAGCCCUUGGAGCUGGACCUCAGUGUCUGGGCUGAGUGUUGGGGGUGGAGAUUCAGGUAUACUGGGCUGAGCCCGUUUGGGGCUUCAAAGGUCAGCUCCGACACUUCAAAUUGUGCUCGGAAACGUACUCAAGAGUGCUGCCUCUGACUUGUCGAUUCCUCCUUGCCUUUUCCAUUUUCCAGGUGGAAUCCAUUCCCAGACAGGCCAGAGCAACCAGCUGUCCCUCGGAAAUGGCGACGCAUCUCCGCCGCUGACAGAGGAAUCUCUUCCUCCUUCAGUCGGUCCUUCUCCAGCAGAGCUGGAAGACUCUGUUGACAGCAGCACCCUCCUCGUACCUCCUGACACGCCCUUAAGUGAAAGCCCGCCGGCAGAGACACUUUCAGGCAGCCUCCACAGUCACUGUUCUCUGAAUACCAUUGUAUAAAGGAAAAAUUGGGGGGCGGGAGGGGAUUGAAAAAAAGAAAUCUUACUGCCGGUCAGAAAUAAAUUUUUGAGCAACUGUUUGCACACCAGAUGUAGACGGACACUAAUGGACCGAACUUCAGAAAUAAGCUCUGCUCCUUGUUUCUCUUCCUUUCUUUUUCUCUUAUUUAGGACACUACUUUUAUGUUCUAGGAAAUCAUGCGUCUUGGCUGUUGCUGUCAUUUUCUAGCCUGGUUGGGUUGCCCUCUUUAAAUUUUAUUUUAUUUUUGUUUUUUAAAAAAAGGAUUAUGGAAGCUGCACCUUUCUCACUAAUGAUGGAAAGAAUGCAGAGGAUGUUCUUUUUUAUUUUUCUUGAACAACAGCAUCCCGACUCUUUGUUCGCAAGGAGGAAGAAAAAAGCACGGAUAGCUUUUUGUCGCCUGGCCUCUUUCCACCUCCCUCGUGAAUCACGGGAAAGGAAACCGCGAGCUGUACAUUGGAUGGAGACGUUUCUUGAAUUUUGUGGGGACGGGGCUACAGGAGCUUGGAAACUCGGAAGCGGUUACAGAGAGCCUGCCUGCUGGAGAAUCUCUUUUGUCGCCCUGAAACGCUCCCCGUCCGCAACUCAAACCUUUCCUCUUUGAGCCCAGAAGAUUGGGUUUUGGUGCUGCUUGUUGGGUGUCCCUUUGAACAGAAGGCAGAACCACAACCCUACCGUCCUCCUGGCAGAUAGAAACAUGAGCCAAAGAAAAGAGAGGCAGGUAGACCUGGACGUGCAGCUUUUGAUUGUCAUGUUCCUUUCAACACUGCCACGGAGGAGGGACUGCGAGGUUUAAAAAAGGGUUUGAUGGAUACUUGGCUGUUUCCUCGACGUAGCGCAGUGAGAUGCAAAUGUUUGGGGGAGGGCAAGGGGGACGGUUUGCAAAAACCUGCUUCCUUCUCUGCGAAACUGCAAGUCCUGUACAGCGGCUCUUUUAAACUCUGUGACCUGCAAUGCAAUGGCUUCUAACAGGCAUUGGGCAUUUUUGAGGUUCUGGGUUUGGGGGAUGAAAUAGUGUCGGUAACUCCAUAAAGCUUCAAUGAAUUGGUCCAGUGUCAUCAGGUUCUGUGCCCCCCCCCCCCCAAUUUAAUUCUAGGUUUUCAUUAGAAUUACUUAGAUCGAUGUUAAUUUUACACCACUGGGGGGGGGGGUUGAUAGUUGAAGCCUUAAAGUAUCAUUAAAAAAAUAGGCAACCCUAGAGAACGAUAGCAGGCUUUUUGGGUGAGGGUGGAGUUUAGCACAGCAGUGAAUAUUGCGGCCAACCAAUAGCCACUGUUGUCGUAAGUGGGAUGGGGAUUGAAAGAGUCACUAGGCAGGUGGCUGGGUUUCUUCUUUCCUUUUUCCCCUCCCCACCUUCCCCCUUGGCCCCCGGCACUUGACAAAAGCCGUCGCCAGUGAACGUUGCUGGAAUUCAUAACGAACCCGAGUCGGAAGAUGCGUUUUGUACAGUUUAGGUCAUGACGCUCGGGGUGUUACUCUCCCCUGAGAAGUUUUGUCUCCAGUUUGAAAGGCAAGGUGCGCUUCGUUCCAGAGAGCUUGUAAAUAGCGAGAAGGUUUCUGAAUUGAGCCGAGAGGACGCCUCUCGUCGCUGGCUAGUUUCCUUUUGGAGAGGCUGGCCAGGCGAGGAGGUGGUAAUCUCCAUCUUUCACUGAUGUGUUCCUCUUACCUUAUGAAAGGCAGGAAGCCUAGAGGGACAGGAAAGGAACAUGGUGUGUGUGUGUGUGUGUGAGAGAGAGAGAGAGAGAGAGAGAGAGAGCGCGCGUGAGCGAGAGAGAGCGCGCGUGAGCGAGAGAGCGCUACUUUCCCACUUGCUGACUAGGCUAGUUCAGGCCCCAGCUUGUCAGGGUGUCUUUCCAUUCCCCCUGCAUUGCAUUGGGUGUAUUUCCAUAUGCAAUAUUUUGCAGGGGUCUUUUCUAUUUUUCUACACUAGGAUUUGUGAUAGUAACCACCACGUGGGCUGUGUUUAAAGGAGGAGGAUAGGCUUCAUUGCGAAGAAGGUCCCAAUCCCCGACAUCUCUGGGUAGGGCUGGGGAAAAGGAGCCCUCUCUGAAUCCCUGGAGAGCUUCUUGCCCGUCGGGAGCCGAUGGUACCCACUCGGCAAGCCAUUUGCCCAAGUCUGUAUAGGGCAGCUGCGAAGAGCCCCUGAAAACAAUCAGCACAAGCCGAUGGAAGACAAUUUGCAGUGUGGCAAUCACGAUCCUGUCCAAGCAUUUUAGAUAAUCAUUGAUAAGAGGAUCCCCUUUCCUCGAGGAGCGUUGCAGACACAGCCCUUCUGGCGGCGUUGGAUAGGCUCUGUGGAGUUGCCCCCGGGGGGUGAAACUGCAAGGAAACCCGUCUUGUAAUAGGAUUUUGUGUAACAAGCAUUGAUAGGUUGGCAGAACGGGUCCCCCCUCUCCUCCCUACGCUGGCUGCUCUGUGUGGUGGCCGAGCCAGACCCGAUGGCUACUGCAAGGCACGGAUUCAAAUGUGAUGUCCUCCCAAUGGUUGCAGAAGUUGCCUCGCAGCCGAGGAAAAUCUGGUUCCUGGAUUUCUUGCACCCACCCACCCAGGAUGUAGUGUAGGACAAGAAGGAGUCCUCCUUUACUGAGAGGACUUGCAGCCUCUUGGCUGCAAGUCCGGGUGUAGCUGGACUGCUGUGGCCACAGGUACGUGUUCUGAGUUGGAUGGUGCUGAGCGUUUCUGAAGUAUGAGAAAUAAAAGCGGGUUUUGUGCAUUUUUAGCACACUCAUAAGUUUUAUACAUUGUAUGUACUGGCUUCUUGAGUUUUGUACGUGUGUGAGAGUGAGUGUUCAGGGUGCUGAGUAUACCUGCGUGUACUGCAGCUUGCGAUCUUAAGCAAAGCAGAGCAGCAUGUGAUAGGAACCGGUUCUCCCCAGGCUGCAGAACUGGCCCUUGGAUUCGUUCUGCAGCAGGUGGGUCUGGGCCUAAGAGCGAAGUAAGAUGCCCAGUCCCUGUAGUCCUUCAAUAGCGGAGCUCAGCUGGGUUAACCCAAGCGUUUGAAUUGAUCGCCACAUGCAGCCAGUCCUCAGUGUGUUAUUGCUCGGAACUGCCCAUGCUUUGCAGCGGGUCAGUGGAAGGUAAUACUGUACAGUCAUACCUCAAGUUAAAUAUGCUUCAGGUUGAGCGUUUUCAGGUUAUGCUCCACGGCGACCUGGAAGUAACGGAAUGCGUUACUUCCGGGCUUUGCUGCUCGCGCAUGCGCAGAUGCUCAAAAUGACAUCACGCAGAAGCAGUGAAACGCGACCCACAUACGCGCAGUCGCGUGUUACAUUCUGCUCAGGAUGCGAACGGGACUCCGGAACGGAUCCCGUUCGCAUCCAGAGGUACCACUGUACACAAAGCUAUUAAGAGUGUCCCUUUGAAGGCUUCUGUCCCUUUCCCGAGUGCCGGUGUUUAUUUGUUUUAUUAGCCAGUGGAGAUCUUUUAAUUUUCUUCCUGCGUUGCUUCUCGGGGCGUUGCCAGAAAGACUAGCCUGGAGAGCAGAAGACUGAGAGGGUGAGAUGAGAGCCACCUUCAAAUAUCUGAAGGGCUGGCACAUGGAAGAUGGAGCAGGCUUGUUUUUCUGCUGCUCCGGAAAGGAAGAAUCAAACUGAUGGAUUCAAAUGGCAGGAAAGGAGAUUCCGGCGGAACGUUAGGAGGAACUUUCUAAGGAUGAGAUCUGACAGUGGAACAGACUGCCUUGGGAGACGAAGCAGAGGUUGGAUGGCUGUCUGUCAGGGAUUCUUUAGCUGUGAUUCCUGCAUUGCAGGGGGUUGGACUAGAUGACCCUUGGGGUCCCUUCCAACUGCAAUUCUAUAAGGCCUAAUGCAGGUGCCAUAGUAAACUGCAGAACCAAUCUGCAAUGCUCAUCAGUAGUUCUUGUGUUGGGGUACAUGCCCCCCCCCCCGGUACUGCAGGCUUCUGCAUCUUGCAAAUAGCCCAAUUGUUUUUCUUUUCUCUUCUCUGCCUAUUUUUAAUACUGUUUUGCCCCAUUUUUUUAAAAAAGCCGAUGUCAGCAGUAAAGGUUCUGCAUAUCUUUCCACAAAUGUCUGAUUGAGGCUAUUGAUCUUUAACUCGGAUAUCAGAGCAUAAAUGUCUUUAGCGGUUAAUCUUGUAGCCACAUGUUCCAUGUUGACCAAUUGCUUGGGAGGGGUGCAGGAUGGAGAUCAGAAACAAGCACACCAACAACAAACCUUUUAAAAGCCAAACUCUCAAUUUGAGACAAAUAGGUCCCUGCUAUGAAUUUCAGUUUAUUAAAACGAAGUCUAUUUUGGGGGUUUUGUUUUUUGUUUGCUAUUGAAACGACACAUCCCUCUGCUUACAAGCUGCCCUUUGCAAACCCUCUUUUCCUUUCUCUUGGCGGGUGGGUGGGGCGUGCGGUUUGUGCACGAAGGUAUUUUUGUGUGUCCCCCCCCCCCCAAUUCAACGUACACAGAACAAUAGUCUUACUACUGGAGGGAAGAAACUUCUCAUCGGUUCUGGGGACCAAGAUGUCGUUCUUCAAACAUUGCAUGUUUGGACAUAGGCUUGGUUGACUUCCAGUUCAUGUCUCCUCCCACCCCCAGAUGUGGGUCUUGUGUUUGAAAGGGAUGAUUGUGUUGGGUUUCUGUACAUACCGCUCCCAAUACAGCGAGCAGGGAAGGCAGCCUCCCAGAAACCUUUGCCGCACCGUGUCAAUUUCAACAGGGCGGCAUGCGGUUGUGGAGAUGGGGAAGAGAGGAAGGAAAGAGCACUUAAUAGACUGUGUGCCCUUGGCCAAAUUAAACCCCAGCUAACGUGAAAAAAUGAAGGCAAGCCAGCAGCAGCAGAUGUGUUCAGAGGCGGAUUCCGUUCCCCAGUUUUAAGGGGAUUUCUCGUAGGCACGAAGAGCCAGUUUGCACUGGCUGAAUUUCAGCCCCUCUCAUCUUUUUAUUAUGGGGAAACACCAAGGGGGAGGUCUCUAACUCUGGGUAGAACCAAGGUUUGCUUGUGAAAGAUCCUAGACUCAUCCCCUGAUAGCUCCAGGUUGCAUUGUAGAGGAGACUCCAGAGAGCUGCCAGCCAGUGUAGUCCGCAGGUGGGAAUCCUGUGGUCUCAACAGGAGUUGGGCUCCAUGAACAUCUGGAGAUCCUCAGGUCCUCUUCUCCCUCUCCACCUCCCCCAGUGUAGACAAUUUGUGAGCCAGACGGACCAAUGAUUUGACGCAGCGCAAGGCAGCUUUCUGUGUUCGAAUCUCUUAAUUGUCACGCUUCUUUUUCUGACGGCUGGAUGCUAGACUUGCUGUUUGCUUGGGACAUGCGUACAAGGCGACAAAUGAGACACUUGCUUAUUAGCUUCUCAGAAAAUCACUUUUAGCCGAGGCUGUGUGUCUGCAGGACUUCCCCCACCCCGUGUUGUUGAUUUGUGAUUGGAUGUCACUGUGGCUGUGUGUGCGUGCGUGUGCGUGUUAAAAAAAAAAAGAUUUUGAUAUUCCAUGAAAAUACUAUGUAGAAAAGAAAUUUGAUACUGUAAUAGUUCGGUCCCUGUGACAUUUUUUUUAAGUUUUAAUGUUUUGAUUUAUUAUUAUUAUUUUAUUUUUUAGGAGAAAAAGAGGGUGGGAUGGGAUGACACUAAUCUUUUAUUUUUCUCAAGAUGCUGUGAGAGACAUUUCAUCCAAAUGCCAAAUAAAUCGUGUUCUGUAAAGAGGGCCCUGUCUCUGUGUUUGUGUGUGUGUGUGCCCCUCUCUCUCCUCUAAAGGGAGGCAGAGGACCUCCCUAACUUUUUGGAGUUCCCAUUGUGGUUGUGGGAUGUUUUUAAAGAUCAUAUUUGCCAGGGGUUCCUGCUCCUGCUUGCUUUAACCCCACCCCAUCCCUUUACACCCCAUCCCUGCCUGGUUCCUUGAAGGCCCCCCAUCCUCACUGCUCCUCUGUGUCUGUCCGUCACUGCUUUUCUUUAAAACCACCGUUAUAAAACCUGCCUUCUCUCCCUGUCUCUGACUGAAUGCAAAUCCAGGAUUCUAGUGAGGCGCUGCAAACCUUGCUGUGGGUGCUGUUGAGUAACAGUGAUCUAUUUAUCUAUCUUGCAUUUCAUCCAUCAUGAAAUUCACAAUGGCAAAACCUGCAUUCCCAUCAGGCCACUGACCUCUCCCAAGCCUGCUAAAGCAGCAGUGAGAUUAUUACACCAAGUAAUAAUAUGAGGCUUGUUUAUAAUAUUCACUUAAACAACCUUAAGAUAUCAAUGACUUCCCUUCCUCUCUUUCCAUGGUUCAUUUUGCUCAACAUAAACCCCUGCAUAUCUUAUAUAAACCAAACUAUUCAGUGUUCCAUUAUUAUACCCAUCAAAACUUAAUUACACUGUUGAAUUUAUCUUAAUGCUGCCCACGUUUUCAAACAAACACAAUUUUCCUCCAUAUAUUCAAUAAACAUUUUCCAGCCUUCUUU